AUGGAUGCAACACCAUGCCUUCUGCUCGUCCUCCUGUUCUGGACAAGGAUACAAGAAAAUAACGGUAAGUGGCUUUAUGUGGACGGUAUGGAGUAGUUUUGUAUGUAUUUGGCGUGUUUCUAGAAAGUUGAACACCCGUGUCCUGCCAGUUCCGCGGAAAAGCUCUUUGUUCAAGAAGCCUGAAGAAGCAGAGUGUGUCUAACUAAGAUGGCGCAGGGUCGGUGGCCAGCCUGCUGCUGCCUGUCUGAGGAAUGUUUAUUGUCUGGGAAAAAAAGGGAGCAGGCAGCUAAAAGUCACAUCGGACUUCAAAAGGCCAACGGCUGUAGCCGAGGUUUAGAGCUGGCCUCUCUCUGCCGGGUUUUAAGUCUCUGAAUUCCGCUUUGCCAACAAAGAGUAGAGGAGUCCGUCCCGAGGAGCAGCUCUCAGUUUCGCAAAUACAAAGUUGGCAGCAUCACUGAGGGGAUGUUUGCUUUUUGUCAAGCACUGGUUGUUCAUUUACUUUGUGGUUAGAGCAUGUCCUGUCAGAGUUUUGAUUUAGGAGUAAUGGUUAGCUGAGCUGGAAAAGUUUGUCUCCUCACGUCUGAGUGCCUCCGUCUUCUUACAGGUGACCGUUAUCUUCGUUUGCAGCUCGUGUCACAGUGUUGCUUUUUCUGACAGUCUCGUUUAUUUAGUCAAUGUUUAGGCAAUUUGUUUGGACUCCAACCGGACCUCUAAUUCCCGACUUUUUCGAACUUCUGCCUUUUUGUUAAGUCUGAAAGCACUCUCUGUCAUCCCAUUAGUAUUCUUGUGUAUUUCUUCACCCGGUUUAUCCGCUGUUACAACUUUUAACGAGUUGUUUUACUAACUGAGAACGCCUCUGUCUGUCUGGCAGUUUCAUAUCUACUCAGCCCCAUCACGUUAGCUUGCUAGCACUUAGCUUCUAAUAGCGGCGUUGAACUGUAACAGAGUUUCUUCCUGUUCGUUUUAUCCUGCAUUAUCGCUGCAUACUAAUUUAGCAGUACAGUUGUUCUCAUAGUAAGUGAUAUUUUUCUUGUUAGCACCGAGUGGCCAGGAAAAAAAAUCUCUAGUACUUCAUCCUCCCAGUUUAACAGGAUGCACCGCGCCCGCAUACACCAAACUCCAUUCAAAAUAUACCAGUUUAACGCUGCUCUCUUAUAACAAAACACAUAGAUUUAACAGUUUGCUGACUUUUUAUGGUGGAUCUGAGAGCUCUGUAUGAAAAUCAGCCUUGUAGUGAUAGUUUGGGUCCAUAAGGUGUAACUGCAGUAGAGGAUUGCUGCAGUUUUAAUGUUGUAAGAAAGCUCUUUUGGUGCCAUUCAUUCACGCCUAAUAAACUAGAAGCUCCAGGCAUGUGUAAUAGGGUGUUCACGGUUACUGAUAAGCAGUGUAUAGAGGUACCUCGCAACAUUUAUGAAUUGGAUUCUGCAUUCAUAGCUCCUCAUUAGAGAGAGCUGCACUGAUACACGAGUCACCGCGGCUUGCUACGAGCCAUGCUUUCUCCCCCCUGUGCACAGAUUUAGAUCAUCAUUUUGCCACGGACCAGUGGUAUUUGUUUCAGUAGUCAGCACAUUUCAAAAAGGGGAAGGUCUUUUCUUGCUGAUACAAACAGCCGAUAGUGUUUUUUCCCCUGUUGACUCGCGUACUCAACGCGUUUCCUUUGUGUGACAUUCCUUUGUGUGCAGAGAGAGAGAGAGGCAGAGGGAGCCUGAUUAUGAGUGGAGGAGCAUGCUCUUCAAACAGCAUACAUAAAGAUCUCAGCAGAACCCAGUCAUGCCAAAAGCUCAACGGUGUCCUCAUAUACCCCCAUCGCUCCCUAACAUGCAGGCUGGUUAUUAAAUUGAUAUGUUGUCUCAAGGACACACAAGAAGGGAGGGGAUCCCGCUUUCUUUGUCCAGCAAUGGGAUUGUCAUGGCGUGAGUCCAUGGCCGGAGCCGCAUCAUUAACAUCAGAAAAGAAGCUAAUAUUUUAGAUGCAGAUAAUCUGUCCUGCAGAUUAGAGUGAGGGAUCCGUGUUCAUGCGUGUAUUCCAGCUGGGAUAUCAAGUUUGUGGAUUAGAUUUAACACUUAUUGAAAAAGGGGGAUGCGUGCGUUUUAGCCAGACAACACCUUCAUUUACACCUUUACAUGUCACGUUGCUGUGCCGUGUUCAUGACCACACCCCUGCAGCUCACACACACUUGCUUUCAGCAGUAUUCACAUGCAGCAUUGCACUACUCGCUCCGUGCACAUCCCCAUGCUGGCAGUGGGCUAAAUUAGGUGGUGUCACUAUUACGCUCCUUAUCCCUCCAGCCUCGGUCAUCCUCCUGCCUAACAGGAUCUGUCCUCAUGCUCAGUCACUCAUUUCUCCCUUUUUUUCCCCCCUCAGCCCUCCCACCAUCCAGUUUCAUUUGUCUGCUCUCAGUUCCUUCCCCCCCUGCCCCUUGGAGGCAUAGUCAGUAAACAGGCAACAUUUAGCAGGAGUGGCUCGUAUAAAGGAUGAGUGUUGUGUCAGCACUCUGAGUCAAAUGCAAGCCACUGUCAAGGGAGACACCAAAUCAAUCCCGACAGUUCCUGACGAUUCAGGAUGUUAUCGCAGCUCUUACUACUCCAGGGUCACUGGAACCAGGAGCGAUAAGAUAUAAUGUAACCCCCCCCUCUAAUAUUUUUCCCUGCGUCAGACCUCAGUGUCAGAUUUUCAUGAAUGCUAUCCUAUUUUUACCUGUUUUGAAGCGGUUACUGUCUUGUGUAACCACCAGUGGCAAGCACUUCUACUGCACCUCUGCUGGGAUAAAUUAGUUAUACUGCACUUUUUUUGACUGACAACUGAAGACAAACAUCACAGGUUGGAUGCUGCCAAACCAAAACCACUUAAGAUCACUAAUUAGGCUUAGAGGAGUCGAUGCUCUGUGCCUGUCCCCUCUGCUGACAUUUUUGAGCAUCAAACAGGGGUCCUUGCAUGACAGAAAGCUAUGGAUGCAAUGACUUUCUACCUUUUAAUAUAUAUUCUACUGUAUUAGUGUAUUUUUAUUUGAACAUUACACUAAAGCACAAAUUUUAAACUACUGUAUUUUUUGCACUAUAAGGCGCACUUAAAAUCCUUUAGGCUUGUCGGAGCACUGCAGCUACCAGAGUCUGCAGAGUUACUGAACGAGUUAACUAAAGUUUGACUUAUCAGACUGUUUAGUUUGCCUUAAUGCGCUUUAUAAUCCAGUGCGCCUUAUGUAUGAAAAUAGACGCGUUCAUUGGUGGUGCGCCUUAUAAUCAGGUGCGCCUUAUAGUGCGCUUCUGCCUGAUAACCAGCCAUGCGGACAAACUUAUUUUUCUCAGUUAGGACAAGUAGGCAGAAAACCAAACACUGUGACUUUGAACUAUCUGUGUGAAGUUCUCUUGUUGAAGCAGUUCCACAAUAAGUACUCGGAGCCUUGGCGUCUAUAACUGCAGAGAAUAAUUUAUGAGCCUGCAUCACAUGUUGAUAUUCAGCCUGUUACACAAUGUGUAUGCUACUAUAGGUUCUGUAGUUGUUCAUUAUAAUCAGAAUUGUUAGUUUUGUCAUAGGAAAAAUCCUAGUUUCUUUUUUACAGGUAAUUAAUACUUGAUCAUUGAUAUGUCCAAAUUCCAAUAGUGGUGCAGACUUUGAAUUUGCAUCUUCAGUUUGAACAACAAAAGAAAAUACACUCUACUAAGAAGAUUUGUGGAUUGGAUAUUUACCUGCUUGUGUGCAAUGUGCACAUAGGCAUAGCUUAGGUUGUAUAAUUCCUAUCAUCUCCACAUUAAAAAAAUGAGCAAGUUUUUCUGUACAGACUGCAUUGUCCUCAUGAAUCUCUUCAUUUGAAACAUGUCCUGUAACAUUUGUUCAAGGCUGCAGGCUGUUGCUGUUGACUGAAUUUGCACAAGGUAAAAGAACUCGGUGGCCCGAGUGCAGUUUCAAAAUGAGUGUUCACUCCUUUUGGAAAAACAGCCACAAAUCAGGAAGUAAUAUUUCACAGUAAAUCAAUAGUCAUGGGAUUUUUCAUCAAGGCCACAGUGGGGGCUCUGCUUCCUCUUUUCUUUAGGGCUCACCAGACAUGUUGUGGUGUGUUUUUAUCUUCGUACUGAUGCUGUAAAAUUCCACAGAGACUGCCGCGAGUCGAUAUUUCGCUCUCCCUUUUACCAGCACUGUAUUUUUUGCCCCCUUCUCCAGGGCCAUUUUUUAUGUCUGUUGUGUGUUCCUACGAAAUGCUUGUGGAGCGUUGUUUUUCUAGGUGCUCUGUGCUGCCGCCGUCAGUACAAGCAGUAGAGGAAUGCCAGGCAUGCGGGUGACCCUGGACGCCCGUUGUCCUGGCCCAAGGAACCACGACUAAUUUGAGAGGUUGUAGCCAUGCCAGUGACCAUCGGAUUCAAAGGCACCAAAGCGUUAAUGACUGGCCCCCCCACUCUGCUCUCAUCAUGGGGAGGCCAGGGAUUCUACUCUGCCAUACUGCUGAUUCUAUCUGUCAGAGGAUACAAAUCUGCUUAUUUAGGUCAUAUAAGAAAACAGAGAAUCUCUUUUUUUUGUUAGUAAUAAUUGUAGACCAAUUUCACCUCAUCAGCUUUUGUCUUUUUUACUGCAAAUAUAAAAAAGUGAGGACACCCUGUAGGGCUUAACACGAAUGCUUCAGUGCAGGUAGUGUGCAAGUGUUGCUCUUGAAAUGCAGGAAAUUCUACUACACAUUUACAGUAAUGCUUUCAAAGGUGUUGAAUGUCAUGCAGACAGCACUUGCACUUCGAUGCUACAUCAAAGGGAGCCACUUCAGUCAGGACUCCACACACGGACACUCCUCGCCUCUUGAAGCAUUUCUCAUAUUUUUCUGGGCUAUUAAUCUGGGCCUGUAUGCCACAUAUAGAGGGGCUGAAGAGCAUCAAGUUAGGGACUCCUGUCAUAACUUCUUGAAAGCACAAUGCAAUUGACACAUUUGAUUUAUUGUUACCAUCUCUGCCAUUUUUGGCAAAAUGUCAUUCGUAUCAAAUAAGGCUGGGCGAUAACACUAACGAUUUAUAUCAAAAAUUAAUUUCCUUCGAAUUCGAUAUGAAACAUGGUCAAUAUGCUUUUCGAAAGCCGACAUUCUGCUGUGUUUUGGUAGACUAUACGAAUAGCCAAUGAAAAGGGGAGUUGCUCCGGGUCCACUUAGCGCUUAACCAAUCAUGUGCUGAAUUAGAACCAAGUAGCAAACAACUGCGGAGUAACAGGCUGCAGCUUUACGCAACUGUAGCACUUUAACAUGUGAAGCCGACAGCACUGUUGGUGAGAAAACAGGAAAAUGAGUGCUACCCCGGGAGAAAUGCGUCAACUUUUUGUCGACAACAUCGGCACGAAAACGUUGGUGGUGUGGAGGUAUUUUGGUUUUCGAGGUCAGACAUGAAACAGAGUAAUGUGCACUGCAAAUUGUGUCAAGUACGUGUUAAAUUUCAUUUAAGAAUAACAAAGAACAUUUAAGAUUAACAAGUGACUUUUUUUUUAAUAUUGUGAUACAUAUUGAUAUCGACAAAUAUGGAAAAAAGUUACCGCAAUAAACUUUCUCCCAUAUCGCCCAGCCCUAGUAUCAGGCAAGGACUUGUAUCAGUCUAAUACUUGAUAUUUUAGUACAACCCAGUUCUCAGAAAAGUUAAGGCACCACAUUAAAUGUCAGUAAAACCAAAUUUGAUUGGUUUGCAAACUGAAUAGUGCAAAUAUGAAACUAGAACAUCUAUUAUUUUAUGAAAAAUAAGCACUCACUUUAAAUUCAGUGCCAGAAAAGGUUUUAAAAAUUUGGCUCAGGAACAUUAAAACACAGGAAUUGUUUUGUGUCAAGAUAAUACCUGAAAGAACGUCUCCUGACAUAAUUGGUUAAUUUGCAACAGAUAAGAAACAUCACUGUGCAUAACAAGAGCGCUCCAGAGAGGCUGAAACUCUCUGAUAUUAUGAUGGAGAGAGGUGUACCCCUCUGUGAGAGACUACAGUUGCAAACAGUUAAUCAAUUUACAGAUAAUGUUUCUCAGUGAGCAUUGCAAAGGAUCUCAUCAUCUACAGACUUGAAGAACCAGGCUGGAAACAAAAAACACAAAGAUUUGAUCUUAAGGCUCUUGGGCAGCACUUAAUUGAAAACAAAGACGACUCUGUAGUGGAAAUUCAUGCAUGGGUUUAAAAUCCCCUCCAAAAAACAGUAUUUACUUUGAAACUAUGUUAGUUUCGGGACUCUUAAAUGUAAGGAUAUAAUGAUUCUGAUAACUUUGAGUUUUUUGGAAGAACAUAUUUCAGGCUGUAUUUCCUACUUGCAUGAACAACAUCAUGUUGCGAAUAUUUGUAUUCACUGGGUAAUUUAUUUCUCUAAAAGGCUAGCAAAAACAGCCUGACAAGAGCCUGACAGAAAGCGACAUUACUGUUAAAAAACCAAUCUUUUGUUUUGUGUCAGUCAGAUUGAGAUGCUUUGAUUUAAACAUCAAGAGGAGCGGGGGGAGGGAAAAAAAAAAAGAAUUCAAAAGCAUUUCUUUUCCAGACUUUGCUUUGUGUCAGGAAAGAGGAGCUGCAUCUUAAACAUCAAACCUCAGCCCAAACCUCUCCCAAGCUGGAGCGCACAUACUCCACAAUCCCAUCACGUUUACUUCUUUCAAAAAAAAGCGCAGCGACUUUCACAGUGUGACAUCAUAUGGUUAUAUGUGAUACCCUUUAUGCACCUGUUUGAGUGAAGUUUCUGUAUUUUUCUAAAGGCUCCUCUAAUGAGGGAGACACUUUGAAGGCAGGAAAGAAGCCGGCGUCUACACUUGUUAGGGCCAUGAUGUACAUGAUGUGUUGUGCAUUCUCUGGCACUGUUGCACUGUGCGACUCGGCGUCUUCGGGAUGAGUGCGUUUCUGUGCACUAGAGCAGAGAUCAACAAUUAGAUGGAACCGUGGGCCAUUUGUUUAAUGACCAAGAGCAGAAUGUGUGUUGCAGGGCUGAGCCACAGGAUACUGUUGCCCCACUGCUGCUCUGUUUUCUGGUUUAAAGGCUUUGUGGAGUAACAGGAUUUUAAAGACCACUUGGCAAGUUACCUUAAUUUGUAAAGCAAAUAAUAGUCGAGCUGUCAAUCCUCCUCUAUAAUCCUAUUGCAAUCCUUUUGUUUCUUUCCAUUUUUAAACUAAAUUUGUAUUCUAGUACCAAAGUCUUGUCUUCUUUCUAUAAUUCCAUUCUAAUGCAUUGCCAAUACCACUUCAAGCAGAACUGGAGACACUUACAAAUGCUUACAAUGUUGACACUUUACGAUAUGCAUGUGCAUUUAAAGGUAUACGUAUAACAUGUAGACUGGCUGGGUUUUGCAUUUACAUAGAAGAAAACAUCAGUUAUGACCAGUGACAUUAUGACUGAAGAAGAAGCAAGAGCAGCGCCUGCACUGAGAUGAGCCACGUUUAAUUCAUGGUCAAUGUAAUCAAAGCAUGAAAAGGCAUGAACAUAUUACAGUGGUUUUAUGAUUUCAGCUUUAGAUAAGCAGAAGUUAUUUAAAUGCCUGAAAAGGCUGUUUAAGGAGCAUGAUGUCCUUUUUGAAAUUGAAAUUCAAUUCAUUUUUCUGAGUUUAUCCAGAAUUCAGCAUUUUAAGACUUAAAAAGUGGAAUUAUUCAUGAGGUGUUUGUCAAAGUACAGAGGUGAGCCAACUGUUUUGUUAUUCUCUCCCAAAUAACACAGCAGUUAUUUGUUAGCCAAAAGAUAACUAUUUAGGUGGGAUUGGCAACACACUUUGGAAUGACAUAGGUGGACAAAGGUACAGGCGACAUGUUAUUUACCUUCAUAUGAAAUGACCUUGGUGUACACAGCUGGCAACAGCAGAGCAUCUCUCUUAUGUAUCAGCACAAAGGCUGGUAACAGGGGGUUACUAUGGUGAUUGGAUGUGCCAUGUCCAUGUCAACCUAAGACCUUUUAACUCUUCAUUUUGCUGUCAUACAGUAGAAUUUAUACAAGUACAGUGUGAAGAUGAGCUCUGAGUGGCUUUGUUUGAUAGGAAGAGGUUUGCAAAGUUCAGUUUAGUUAAACUAUAUAGCAUUUAAAUGAGCUACAGAUAUGACAUUUCCGCCUAUGAGCAGCACUUUAUUAAUGAAUUUGAUUUGGGGGAUUGGUGCUAAAUGCAAGACUUAGGAGUUCAGACAAGAUGAUUACAAAAAACCUUAAAAAAUUGAUGCAGUAAAAAAGCUGAAAUUUGUUCAGAAGAUUUCACCCAAAUGUAGAGAAUAAAGUUUUGCAGUUCAAGAUUUACUAAGGAGGAUCCAAGACCCUCAUCAGCACUUAUCAUGCCCUGUGUUCUGUGCUGGAUCAUUGUGCUCAGGACUUUGUUCUGAUACAUGCUUUAAACAGGGUUUUUCAUAGGACUACACACUUGAGAUGAGUUCAGAUGAGGAAAGAUUCAUUGGGACAGCUGUGCAAAGAGCUGGAGAGUUAAACCUUGUUUCCACUGUAAUGUCAUUGAAGGUCCAAAUAAGCUUAAUAAUACAGUAAUAAGUCUAAAUAGGUUGACCUAACUCCAGAACAGUGAGGUAUUUGUUCGUUGACAGACACUUGCUCAUUGCAGCCUGUUUUCUGUGGGUGAUAAGAAGACCACUGUGAGGUAGAACAAACAAUGUCAGGAUGGUUUUUAAUCUUUUGUUCCAGAAUAAAGGAAAAUAACGCUUUGUAACACUUUUGCUGGCUUAUCUUUUACAACACACGCACUUCUGUAAAGUGAACUUUUUUGAAAAGGUGUUGAAUUCUUGUCGGUUUAUUGAAGAAAAACUUUUUACAAAGGAUGAUUUCUGGUCAGUCCGCCUUCGCAGACUUUAGGUCUUUGGGUUAGCUCUGUGCGUCACAGACCAACCAAAAGUUCUGUGAUGGUGUGUGUGUGUGCUGUUGGAGGUCUCACCAUCCUGUCAAGAUGCUGAUCUAUUCUUUCAGUCUUCAGCCAAACAGGCAGUGAGAUUUCUGACAUCUGGGAUUUGUCAAAUGACUGCUGAUACUGAUUUUUCAUCAGAUCAAUGUGAGUAACUAAACAACGUUGCCCAAGGCAAACUGAUCUUGUCUUGCAAAAAUCUGUGUUGUUUGGCUGGAUCUGAAAACAAGACGGUCUGUGUUGAAGGGAGGAAGAAAAUCAUGAAGUCAGUCAAAGUAAAAUAAGCAAAUAGAGUAAAAGGAAACAUUUUUUUGUUGCAGUAUUAAAGCCUGUAAUGAUCAGGCAUGUUGUGGACGUAGCAGCCAACCAGACAGUCAGCGGGUUGAGUCUGAACCGUGAGUCAGCUGCUUCAAACAGCACUCCCCUCUCUGGCCUCCAUUAACUUCCACCCCCACCUUUUCCACUGUCCCUGCACUGCACAGGAGAGGUUUCUCUCUCUCUCGCUCUCUCUCUCUUUCUCUUUCUCGCAAUGUUGUCAUUUAUCUCAGACUGCUGUUCGGACUGUCCAGCUCAGACCAUACUAUGUAAAAAGAUAGUAAGCCCUGGUUUGUUUAAUGAGGGUAAGACACGGUUUGUUGGGGCUCUUGCAAAUAUUCUUGGCCAAGGUAUUUAUCUUCUAAACCCUGUUUCUCUGUGCUGUCAGCAUUUUGCCAGAAUUAAAAUAGAAUCAAAGCUUUUCAUUGGAAUAACUUCUGUUUGAAAACUAAAGAGCAUUAAGGAGGAACAAGUACAAUGUGUCUCAUUCUACCGUGUGUCUGUCAACACAGAUUGAAGUAGAGAGUGACAUUUUUGCCUCGGUAUAACCCUCCAACUGAAACACCAAAUGACUGAAAAACAACUUAAGGCAGGGAUAAGAGGUUGGCAGCCAAGUAUGAACAAAGAAAACCUCUCUGAGGGUGUGUAAAAAAAAUCUCUUUGUUGUUUGAAAUUGAAAAGUUAUCAAGUUCAGGUAGAACAGAACGAGAAUGCCUCAACUGAAAACUGAAGCUUUUGUUGUACUGCAAUUUACCGAUAGCAAAAUUUACGAUGAUAACCGGUGUCAUUUUGUCCAUAUCAGUAUAUUCAGUGUCAAAAAAAUAAAUUAAAAAAAGAUGUUUUUGGAUCAGUGUUACUUCGUCAAUGCCACGACGAAGACGUGACGUUGACAAGCUAAACACAAGUCUUAGAUGAUGAAAAUGUGACGAGACAAAUGUGUGUUUACGUUGACAAGACGAGACGAGAUGAAAACGUUAGUGGUGGACGACGAACAGAGUAGCAAAAUUCAUGAGCAUUUCGUCAGUCAAACGCUAAACAUAUAUUCUGCAGUGUUGCUUUCGUUGACGAUGAUGUCAACGAAAGCAACACUGUUUUGGAUGUGUGUUGGUAAGCUAUAGUCUCAUGUCCCUUUUUAAGAUGCUUUCCCAUGUCAGAGACUUGACUCCACCCAAUCAAGUGCAUAAAAAAGAGGAAAAAACAGGUGAGGAGAUGGAGGAUGGUUCAAUAUGGGAGGAGGGGGUGAGCAGCUUGUGGAGUAGUUAUCGUCCAUUUUAUUGUUAUAGAGAUGAACUGCUUAAUAUAUCGUGAUAUUAAUUUCAAGCCAUAUCGCCCAGCCUUAGAAAUACCACAUUAAGGAUGCUGAAUACCAAAGCCUGUAUCCGGAGAGAGCACGACACAUCUAUGUCAUGUACAUUUGUGAAAAGCAAACGCAGGGAGAGCGGCAGCAGAGGAAACCCAGAACAGAAUAGAGCCACUAUGAGUGACAAUGCAAAUAACACUGCUAGUCAAGUCAAUACUUCUACAAAAUGAGAAAGCUAUCAUUAGACCAAAUGUAUUCCUCGUUGUAUAUGUUCAGACUUGGGGCAAAUUGAGUGUCAGGUGUAAAACUGAUGAACCAGAAAACUGCUCUAAACAAACUUACACUCAACCUUUCAUUUCAUGUCAUUUCUGCAAUUGUUGCUGUCACUGACUUUUUUUUGGCACGGUGUCAAUCAAACGGAGGCUGAGUACAAAACCUCCUGCCUCAAGUAUAGGUGUCCACUUGAUGGCUGUUUUGAUAUUCUGUCCAUCAAACCCCACGGUUUCUUAAAAAAAAAAGGUCAGAUAUUUAAAAAAAAAUAUUUGUUUCAAUAGUCGUAUCUGUCAUCAAUGGAGUUUUCUUUCUCCCUCUGGAAAAGUUAUGCUUUUAUUUGGAAUAGACAGGACAGGGAGUUGAUUGGAAUCAAAGGAAAAGAUUUUUUUUAUGUGAUGAUUUUGUUGGACUCCUUGAUCACGGCUCUACCUUGAACUGUUUAUAUAUAAGAAGUAGGAAAAGGCCACAAUUAUUUAGCUGAUCAAAGAACAUUUUAACCUAAUCAGUAGGUCUGUCCCAAUAUGAUAUUGAUAUCGGAUAGCGGUCCGAUAUCAGCCAAAGAAGAUAUAUCUGAUUAUAUCAGCACCCCGAUACAGUCAGUCCAUUUUAGACUCCACUCCGGCACCUCUAGCUAGCAGCACCUGGAUCCAGCAUGCAGAGCUCACAUGAUCACAACAACAGUGUGCACUAAGGUACAAAGUAGCAAGGAGUAGGAGUGAUGUUGGCUGUGUGGCAGUAUUUUUCGUUUAAGUCCAAAAAAGACGUUGCUGCUGAGUGCAAAACUUGUCUUGCACAAGUAUGUGCCAUUAUCGGAUCAAUAUUGGUAUCGGCUGAUACUAAAGGCUACAAUAUCGGUAUUGUAUAGGAAGUUAAAAAGUUGUAUCAGGCAGUGUUGUUUUCGUUGACGAAAACAACACUGCAGAAUAUAUGUUUAGCAUUUGACUGACGAUAUGCUCAUGGAUUUUCCAACUCUGUCGUCCACCACUAACGUUUUCAUCGAGCCUUGCCUUUUCAACGUAAACGCACAUUCGUCUCGUCACAUUUUAGUCAUCCAAGAUGUUUAGCUUGUCAACUUCAUUGUCAAUGAAAACAACACUGGUAUCAGGACACCCCUAAUAACCAGCAUUAUAGCAGCCUUCUAAAGGUUGAUAUCACUAGCAUCAACACCCUUUGAAAAAAGUCAUUGGCUGCUGUUUUAAUAUUGUGAUUUACAAACCCUCCAAAACAUGUUACUGGCCAGGACAGCCAUGUAUAACAGAUUUUAAGGUUCAUGGAAUAACGAAUCGUUGUAUUUACAUUGUUUUAUUAUUCUUUUGAUUUUCAGUUGCUAGGCAGAAGCAAAACAACUAAUUUUCUGUCUAUUUGAUUCAAUCAGUGAUUUUGUUUUCCAUUUGUUAGUAUUAUUUAAGUUAUGUCUUAUGUCAAAUGCAAAACCUCUGCAAAUCGGCAUUAUAUAAUGUAAUCAGUUGAUCUGUAAUAAAAAGGCCUCCAGCCUGUGUCUGUGUGUGUGGGGAUGAACUCAUGGAUGGAGCAGCUGCCAGGGUGCAGGCUGUCUAACCUUUAGAUCAAGCUGCUGCAUAUUUAUAAGACCAGUAGCUCCAACAGAUGUACUGCCUUCUCCCCUCCCAGUCUGUUCUGUGUGUGUGUCCCUCUCCAUACCUUCCUCUUUGUUUUGGAGGAACAAAAAAAGCUGCCUCAGCUUUAUUUUAUCUUUUGUGUUGGAGCAGGCAGGUUUCCACACAGUGUUUUUAUGAGGUCAGGUUGCAGGCGAUGCUGCUGUCUGCGUGGGUUAGAAUUUUUCCUUCAUUUUCAGCGCAGUAAAAUCAGCUAAGACUAAUUGUGCUCCAUAUUUCUACAAAUAACUGUAGCACAGGCAUAAUUAUCUCCAACAUCAGUGUGGUGCUGAUCUAUCCUGCCAUUCAGAAACUUUAUAGUUAACACAGAUUUCGUUUAAAAAGUAGCAUUUUGCUCUACUUUCCCAGCAGGCUUUUCAGGCCACCAGCACACUCUCUAGCUUUGUUUGUCCUGUCCAGAGCGGGCGAUAAACUUCCACUUUCCUAGAGUCAAGGACAGUGUGUUGUAUUUGGGGUCUGCACCGAGUCAGAGCCACGGCUAAAGAUUAAACCUGCAAAGACAAACAAUUCAACUGUGUAGAUAGCAGCAUUGCUGGUCUGCAGUGUGUGAGGGUGUGUGUUUGUGUGUGUGUGUGUGCGGGGGGGUUCAUCCGGGUCUGGGGCAGAGGGCCCCUUUACCCAACACACACACACAUAACAGAGAACACAUCUGGUAUGGACAAAGAGCCGGCCAUAAUGGAUGUGGGGAGGCGAGAGAGGGGGAUUGGGGUGGAUGGGGGCGGAUAGGGCCAUGACCUAUGGAAAUGACUCUGGGAGCUGAAAGGUCCCACCGAAUUGGGGGGGAAUCAACACACUAACACCCACAUGCACACACGCACACAGAUCUAAGGAACAGAGUGGGGGCAGGGCAACAUGUGGAAGGUAGCAUGUAGUCCUGUAUGUGUGUGUGUUGGUUUAUUAUUUUUCAUUUUGACUUAAACAGAGAAGUGUUACACAUGGAUAUGGUGUGAUAUAUAGAACCUGCAGACUGUGGCUUUAUAAGGAUGCACUGUACUGUCCUAUGGUGAAAUGAUGUGGCACCAAAAUGGUCAUAAAAUUUGUGGCUUGCAAAAAAAAAAGAAAAACUAAUAAUUAUAUACUUGCACUUUACUGCAUUGAUAUCAACAUUUCUACAUUUGAUAAACCAUCAUGAUAAGUCCAUGUUACGAUAAUUAUUCCGAUAUUUAAAAGGAAAAUGACACAUGAAGAUGCUGGUUAUUUGCCACCAUUUAAAAGUGAAGGCAAUAUAUGACAUGACAAGACUUCAGGGGUCCUCAACGUCCAGCAGAGCGUUGUUAACCAAACAAGUCACCCAGUGCUACUUUUGCUAACCUUUUUGCUGCUACCUACCAUGAAGAGGGUAAGGUGUUAGUGUACAAGAGCAAAAAGAGUUUCUAUAUGACUUGAAAUGGAAACAUCCAGCGUCUCCUUUUUCAGCCACUGAAUGUACCCAUACCAAAUGAGAUGUUGCUGAUGCCUACAAACAUGGUACUAGGGUAAGGUAAUUCAGAUCUAAGGUUAAGCAUGUGUUGGUUCUAAUGUAGGCUACUGUAGUGAAACUGUACGUUUACAUGCUGUUUAAAAAAGUUCAUAGCAUCAGUCCAACCAAAGCUGAAUUUUUAAAAUGCAUGUUAACGCGUUUGUAAUACUGAAAUCACUUUGUUUGACCUUUCAUAGUCCAAUUGAUAUACCUCAAUAAUGUGCUUGGAGAUCAGUUGUCUCCAUGCAUACAGCUCAGUUGGGCUGAAAGUGUCCUAAGCAUUUUGAGCAUGCUCCAGAGUUUGUACGCUGGGCUUUGGCCCAAAGUUGAAGAGCACAAAUGCGUUGCCUGGAAGCCAGUAAGUAAACAGGACCUCAACAGAAGAAGACAGGAUGUCAAAAAAGAUCCAGCUGUCUUAACAGACGUUAAAAAGAUACAGAGCUGUAAAAGUGUUUUUAUUGUUCAUCAUGUGUCCAGUUGGCCACUUACAAAAGUGCUUGUUGCUUAUUUUGUACCGGGAGUAGUACUGAACAGAGAAGGGCCCCCUACUGUAGUGGAGGCAGACAUGCUUCUGUCAAUAACUUGAUUCUUACCGGGUGCUUUUAAACUGGGACAAGGACAGUAGUCCAGUUAAAUUGAACUAGAGCCAUACCGCGACUUACCUGUGCAUGGAAGCGUGCUGAUUGGUUUCAAUACAGUGUUUUUAAUCAAGUUUAGUGAGUUAUAAUUUAGAACAACCAUUUAUCUAAAUAGUUGGUGAGUAGACCUUAAAAAUUUACUUGUGGAAACCUGUCAGGAUUUGGUGUUUGGCAGAAGUAAAAUCAGGAUUGCAUCUUAUCUUUUUUUAUUUUGUUAACUUUUUUCUUAUAUAUAUAUAUAUUUUAUUUAAGAUGCAAGUACGCCUUUAUACCUCUAAUAUGCUAAUAGGGUCAUUAGACAGCUGAAGAUAUCAGGGACUCUAUACUAGACCCGGAGAUGAUAUGAACAGGUGUCUAGGGAGCAUCAACAAACCAAAAAAUGUUGUAUAGAUUGUACUCUCAACUUCAUAAAAAAACAUCACAACAUCACAACUCUAUAAUUUGAGAGAUUACAAAAAAGAUAAAGAACAUUUCCCUGUUAUUUCAUGGGCGUCAUCAUACUUACAUUAGACAUAAACACAGGAAGUGGCAGAUACUCAUUUAGAUGAAACGAUGUCCCUUAAAAGAGUAGAAACAUUUUUUUGCCAUUGUUGCAUAAAAAUGUCAAAAUUCAAAAAAAAAAGAUGUUUUGAGCUCAAAAUUUCUGAGGGUUCCUCUCUAGGAAGCAUUCUGGCAUUUUUGUUGGUGUGAUAUUGUCACCUCCUUAAAUAAGCAGUGAGUCAGUUAUUAGGCAGACUUUCUUAGUGCUAUCAUGCAAGCUAAAAUUGAAAAAAAAAAAAAAUAAAUAAUGAAUCACAGGAGUCUUUAAGACUAUUACUAUGCGAGAGCCAAUAUCUUUGGUAAGAUUGUGGUUGCCAUGGCGAUAAAUGUAAUUAAUUCAGCGCACGGCUUGGGUGAGGAGAGAGGUGUGAUGUGUUGAUGUGGCUGCACAUUCACUAAGGUGUUGCUUGUAGAGCAGAUAACGGUAUGUCUGAGGUGUGGUAGAUUGCUCCUGGAAGAGGAACAAAGCAUUCAGAAGAGAUGAAAUAUCUUACUCUCUCUUCUGCCAUUUAAAGACAUUUAUUUUAUUUUUGUCAUUAGGAUCCUCAUUCAAAAUGUCCCAGUAUUGAUUGAUGUAGGAUAUGAUUUAUCAGUGAAACACAAUAGAGGACCCAUAAAUCAUUGUGACAAAUGGUUUGGGUCCAUGGAGGGGGAGAAAGGACUGAAGUAAAAACAGCAAAAUGUGAUUUUUUUUUCUCUGCUUUCUUUAGUUCCUCUGCCAGUUUCUGAUAAUAAGUGGGUAUGAUCAUGCAGAUGAAUAAAUUAUCCUUAUAAGGUUGUCAUUUCUGACCUGAUUAACAUAAACACAAAUAAAUGGCACCAGCUGUGCUCUGUGGUCACUUGUAUCGACUGAAUUUUCAUGGACUGAAGUAUCCUGGUGAUGAGCUUUAUUCAGGUUUUGAUCUUAUUUGUAUGAGUGUUUACCUGCAUAAAGAGAAGCUAGGUUUUUCAUACCCAUGUACACACCUGUAUCCUAGUUCCUACAUCAUGUUAGCGAAGACAGCAGUGGUGUUAAUUUUGAAAUGUGAGGAAUAAUAAGAUCACUGUUACUUACUGCCGGGUGAGCACUAUUAAAAACAACACCUUAUUGCAGAUAGAAAGCAUAUCCUCCUUGUCAGCAAUGAGAGAAUAUUAAACAUCUCUUCAACUCUAGCUUGUUUUAAUCUGUCACUGUGAUCACUGAACAAGGGAGCAAGGGAGAUACAUAGUUGUUCGGGGUGGGAAUCACCAGUGGCCCCAGGAUACAAUAUUAUCACGGUAUUUGGCCACGAUAUGAUAUUAGGGCCCGACCAAUAUGGAUUUUUUGGGGCCUAUGCUGAUACCGAUUACUAGGGAGGAAAGAAAUCUGAUUACCGAUUAAUUGGCCAAUUUAAAAAAAAAAUUUUAUGAAGUUUUAAAAUUUUGUUAAUUAAAAAAAAAAGUAAUAUAUCAACAUAUUUACUUACUUUUUUCACAAAUGGCUGCUUUUGAGCCUUUCAAACACUUCUCAGUAACAUUUACCUCCGUAAUAUUCCACAUUUUUAUCAUGACUCCAACUCGGACCAGCCUCUGUGUCUUAACUCACGUUACUAAUUUCCGGUCCUGGUCUCAUAAGUCAGGGAACAUUUUAUGGCGGAACAUUUUCGAAGUGAAACCGAAUCUUUUUCUCCGCAUUUUAUUUCUGAAAAUAUCGGCGACAAUCGGCGAGUUUUGGACGAUUACCGAUUAGUCUCAAACGGGCUAAAACUAUAUUAUUGCAAUUUUGUCAUUUCGCAAUACAGUGAGUAUUGCAAUCGGUGUAUAUAUAGUGAUUUAUACAAUUUUUUUCAACUGGUAAGCUAAUAUAGCAUUUGUCUUUCCUUUAAAUAUUUGUCUUAUUUACGCAGUAUCAUAAUUUCAUGGAGCACAUCUUGCAAACCUUAAAUUUGUUGCACUAACUUUCUCCUGCCAACCUCACUAGACAAACAGUAGAUUUUACUUUUCCAUUAUCAUAGAUUUGACUUCAUAUUAACAAUUAAUUUGAAAAAUCGAUACUUUGUUAAUGACAAUCUCCCACCUGUAAUCGUAUGUGGUGGUAGUGUAGUUCACAGAUUCCAAGUUGAGUGUUUGGCAAAAAAAAAAAUGCAUUUUUAAGCUGCAACAGGAGUCACUCUUGAUGCUACUGCUUUGUUAUAUUGAUAUAUCACUGGGCUGGUGUCGUGUCUUGGUGAGCACAUGCCACAGAGUGACAUUUUUUUCUUGGUUUUCCAUGUAGCAAAUUUGUAUUUCCCCAAACUGAGAUAAUUAGGGAUGUCCCGAUCAGCUAUUUUGGCCCCCGAUCCUGAUCCUGAUCUUUUUAAUGUUGAAGAUCAUCAGAUACAGUCCGUCACAAACUGCUCUAAAACUCCACAGUGUCUGACAUUCAGUGUGGAGAUGGCAGAGCUCACCAUGGAUCCGAAAGACAAUUAGAUGGCGAUCCAUCUCAGUAAUCUGUAGGCCUUUUAGCACCUUCCAGUUUAUUUCUCCUUUCUUUUCAGUCCACAGCUUUUCACUUCAAUGCAGCAGCCUUUUCUUCUGACUCUGUUAUUUCGCUCCAUUUUCAGAUGGCAUAUUUAAUUAGUAGUAUUGAACAAAGCUCUGCAGCUACUGCCUGCGAAACCAUCAGGUGACUGUUUGUCUUGUUUCAUUUUUAGUUAAAAAUAUUUCCACACUGCAGGCUGUUUAACCACAGGGUUGCCAAUUAUACACACUGUUUAUAUACUUGAGCUUUUUGAGCCAUUUGACCCUUAUUUACCCUAACAACUGAUUCAAAGUUGUUGUUGUAAUCUGGUUGGUUGUGCGUAGGAGUUUUUGUAUUAAAGUAUAAUCAUGUCAGACUAAUUAACUUGCAUGUUUGCAUUCUGUACAAAUUGUGGUGUAUAACAGCUGACAUUUAUGACCAGGUGAGAUGAUGAGCUUUAAUUGCUGAUCACGAUCAUUAAAAAAGUGCCAAGAUUGGCCCUGAUGCUCAUUAAAAUACUGUAUUUCAGUCAACUUAAUGUUCAUGAUAAAGCUGUUUUUACUCAUACAUUUCCUCUAGUUAAAAGUUUUUAAUACACGUCUGCAAACACAAGUUUAUAACCAGCUUUUCUUUUCUUGCAGUUGUCAUCUAAUGAAAAAAUAAUUACCCAGAAUUUGUAGCAUCCUCUUUGCAGCCUAUGCUGUCAUUUUUGCACAGGCUGUGUUUACUUCCUGUGCCCUGAAACAGGAAGCUUAACACCAACUUAUAAUACAUAUCUUGUCAGCUGGGUGCUUGUGAUCAUGAAAGUGAUUAAAACACGGAUGCGACACCUUGAUGGCACUUCUAGUCAGGGACUCAAAAGAGUAUAAAGCGCUUACUUUAAACCAAAACUUUGACUGGAAGUUUCUCUCAAUUGCAUCCCACGUGUUAAGGUCUGAGUUAUUUGAAUAAUAUGCUAUUAAACCUGAAUAACCUCAAUAAACCUGAAAAUGGGUUGAAAAAGUAACCAAUCAUGGCUGCUGUCUUACUGAUGUCUGUACCCGUUGUCAGCAUUGUGUGGCAUGAACUGGAACAGUGACACAAACUGUAACUGAAAAAAGGACUCGCCAUUUGUCUGUCUGUCUUUAUAAAUAAAUGAAUACAGUGAAUCUUCAUACAGCACUCCUUAUCCUCAUAACUGUCACGGUAUUAUUUUCGACUCAAAGUUUCUGAUUGUUAUUCCACUGUGUUAUAUGAUUUAAAAAUAAAACGUUCAGUGUUUUAGUCGCCCAAAGUGGCCGAGACUUAAUUGGCACUGGUUUCAUUUACAGAGGACGUGUUCCUCAAACGGUUUGUCAAGAUCAGAGACAUCCUAGCUGCUGUGAUGUGAGCUUGGUGACAGUUCAAGCAGGGGCUGUUGUUUUAUUCAGGACGGCCGUUUGAAAUACCAGCACUGCUCCUACUGAUCCCACCAAGCACAGCACUGAACAUUUUGAUUCACAUUCAAAGUGCUUCAUGCUGGACGUGGUCCCUCGAAUUUAUUUCAUUUUAUUUAUUUAUUUAUUUAUUUGAAACCUGAAAAGGUGAUCUGCUCCCGACACAGAUGCUUCAUCAACCUCCAGAAAGUACGUUUUCUACAUACUUUAAUUUGUAUAAUAUAAUUUGUCUACAUACAAAUUAUAUUAGCCCCUUCUACUCAUAUCACUCAGAUUUCGCUGCUUGUUAUGCUAAAAGCAGACCGGUACAGCAUGAUUAAUACAUGUACUUAAAGUCAAGGUCUGUCAAGGGUUUAGUUUGUUUUGGCUGGUUCUUUGAGGCCAAAUGGGUGAAUCAAGAAUGCAUGAAAUCCCUUAAGGAGAGGAUUCUGGCCUAUUUGUCAAACUCUUGGAUAAUGAAGACUAAUAACUUGACGAAACCUCGCUACAGCUGCUCUUACAAGUACACUGGCCUUUAUCUAGUUUAACAGGGAUACAAAAAUAAAACCAUCAACACAGGACAGUGAACAUGACAUAUUUGUGCACACUAAUAACUUGGGAAAGUACAUAUAAAUGAUAAAAGAAAAAUACUCAAACCUAAGGCAUUUUAACUUCACCCAUCAUGAUGAUUGAUUGAUAUUUAUGCUGAUGUCAUUUCUUUUUGUUGACGCACAUAGUCGCAAAUGAAAAGAAGAAUUAUUAAAGCCCUUCUUAAAAUAGAGAAGACUUUACACCUGACACACUCCGACAUCAAAGGGGAAAUAUCAAACCCUGGGAAGAUGACGACGUCUGAGUCAUUUCUAUAAUUACCAUUAGCACUGUGACAGGAAUAGUUUUUGAGAGCUUGUAUGAACACCCACGUGACAUAAACAUGGCACAGCAUAAUGUAAGCCUGCACAAUAGAUUGCAGAAUUAUCGAUAAUGCCGAGAAAAUCUGAAUUUAUCCCAUUGAAUUAGGGAAUCAUCGGAUGUACACAUUUAGUCAAUAAGUACUCAUUGAAUACGUACAUCUCACCUUCUAGACAACAAACUGGCUUAUCUAAGCCAAUGUGAACUAUUUGAUAUGCAUAUCAUGCUCUAGCAUUGGCUCUUUAUUUUUUCAAUUUCAAUGCAGGACUUUUGUGUAAACUUUAACUGCAUCUGCUGGCUAAUGUGUGUGAAUCUGAUUACCAUAAUCAAUACUUGUAUCGGAUCAGAUCAGUAUCUUUUUUUAAUUAUCGAUACAUAACUCCACGUAUUGGUAUUCACAGGGCUGGAUUGGUGCAUCCCUGCUGAGCAUGCAGCUACAGACUCAGCCAUUUUGCAGUAGUUCUGUAAAGGAGCAUUGUUUUCAGCCUGAAACUUGAGGUGUCUGAAUAUAAGAAAGUUUAGAUUUUCUGACUGCUUGUGAUAGUUAUUGGUCUGAAAAAUGAUCCAAAUUCAUCACACAAAAAGAAACUUGUGUUUUUGCUGCACCCCCUGUGGGGACAACAAACAAUUUUACAAUCCACCUGGUUGACUGACAGCCACCAACCACUCAGCCUUCUGACUUCUCACCAUCCCAAAGCCCCUCUUCUUAUCUGACUGAAUGUCUUCUCAUUUUUCUGUCUAAAAAUUUGCAUCUACUUCAUAUUCACUCAUAAGACCCUUGUGGGCCCCUGUGGCGUUUUCCCCGCCUGACUGCUGACAGCGCUGUUAGACUAAUUCUGCAGACAGUCAUCACUAGAGCAGAGUGUCCAAGAAGACUUUUGCAGCCGUGUCAUCUGUCAAUCUGCCCUCUGUUUCUUUCACCCUCUCUGCUUCCAUCAGUUUGUAUUACCAUUUUUUGGGAGGGUCGAAACAGUAACACAACUCAAGUGCAAGAACUGACCUCCCAAAACUAUGUCUUCACAUAUCACAUCAUUUUUUUAAGGGGUGUCCUGAUACAACUUUUUGACUUCUUCUGAUAUGAUACUAAUAUUGUAGCCUUCAAUAUUGACCAAUACCGAUAUUGGCACAAAAUUCCGCAAGACAGGUUUUUCACUCAGAUAGAGGUGCCGGAGUGGAGUCUGGAAUGGACUGCUUGUAUCGCACUGCUGAUAUCGGAGAUUUUAGAUGCAAGCCGAUAUUAUCCAAUAUUGGUUUUUUUGCCAUUGUCGACUGAUAUCCGAUAUCGAUAUUGUAUUGGGACACCCCUUACUCCUUUGUCAGCAUAGACUCAUGAAAGAGUUGCUAGAGAAUAUGUUUAUUUAACCGUCUUGAUAACUGUUGUAGAAACACUGGUCACUGCUUCUAUCACAGUGCUAAAGACAAUGAAAUACUGAUUAUUGAAACAAUGAGAAAAAGCUGCUCCUAAAAGAGCAGAGUUACGGUGAAUGAAGCUGGAAUCACUGGCCCUCUUUGUGCCUCUGCAGCACUUAAUCCUCAUCUCUCUCUGCUGCAUAGAGCCUGAGCACUGAAUGCGAGAUAAUUCAAUUAUUGCCACGGACAUUUCAGAGCGCUGUGUGUGUGUGUGUGUGUCCGAGAUGUGUAUCUCUAUGGUUUUUGUGCAGGGGUUAUGGAAUUGAAUUGUUAUUGAUUUGCGCAUUGUGAAGCCAUUGUCUUUUGCUGUUCUCUUUCCCUCCUGCCCCCUACUGUAAGUCGAUAUAUUAGAUUAAACUUUAUCCUUGCUUUUCAUUUACAGUGUCUCCUGAGGCUUCCUCCUUCAUGUUGCACAGGAGCCACAAAAAGCCAGAUCCAAGCAAUCUGUCUGUCUUUCCUUCACCCCCCAACCCCCCACCCCCACCGGUCCAACGGUUAGGGGAAAUGUCUCAUCCUGCCAUAAUCAGAUUGUGCGGAAUGGCAUCAGGUUCAUUUGGAGGCAUAAUGGAUGCUCACACCACAACUCCAGUGCCUCCCAGGAUAAGCUCUGUAUCAGGCGGUGUUUGAAAUCAGUAGUGAGCUGUUGAAGUUCACACUUGGUCUCCAAGUGUCUGGUUUAACAUUAGGUUCAACAUGUUUGUUGUUCUGUAGCGUUGCAACAGAAACCAAGCAUCUUCUUAGCAAAUCAAAACAGCCGUUGUGUGUUGUCGAAAUCUUAUAUUCUCCUGCUGAGUGUCUGCAAGUACAAGGAGAUGAUUUGACAUUGAAACACCAGCAGCUCUCUGAGAAAAUGUUUUUGUCCUCUAGGUUUUUUUUCUCAACAUACACCUCAAAAUGUACAAACAAACUACAAUAUACUAUCUUCUUUCUCCAUCCCUUUUAAAUAAUAAAACCACAACACAGACCUUGCUGUUAGACAGGUAAAUAAUUGAGUAUUUAAAUCAGUGACUAGGUGGAUCUUGCUUUUGUUCCAGAGAUCCAUUAAGAUAAGAACAAGCUAAAAAAAGGUGGGCAUGUUUCCAAGUACACCUUGCUUUUUCCUGUUUGUCUCCAGCUUAAAGGUCAGGAUUAAUUGUUACUUAGUUUGAUUUUUAUAGCAAAAUGUCACGCAUUUGCUUGUUUUAGCUUGGGGACCAUUUGCUGCCUUUGUUAUUGUCUAAUAUCUUAAAUAUCUUGGUUUUAAGCAAUUGCUUGUAUGGUAUUGUGCCAUGGAAAAUUGACCUUAUUACCGUUUUGUGGCAUUUUAUAGUGAAAGGAACUGUUUGUAGCUCUCCAGUUUUUUGCAUAAUUUCUGCUCCAGUAAUUGCACUCCAGCAGUUAUACCAAAGCUUAAGUGCCACAUUGCUCUGGCACAUUACGGACUGUACUGAGCAGUCUGUUCUGUUCAGUAAUUAAAGUCAUUUUGUAGAGACGGACUUUCCAUACCAGCAUGGGGCCCAGUUGUGUUAUAAGAAGAGCCUCUGUGGAAAAAUGUAAUUUGCAGGGCAGGGGUACAGAAAUAUUUGUCAUGAUCUCAGUCUUGCUCAAACAUCUGGUGAUGUUAUUUGUUCCUCUACACUACAUACAACCAACAUCAUGCUCCAACUGUAGCGUCAGUCAGUACACCUGGUCCUUUUGAUUUUCCUUGUCUUUUUUUUAAUGUACCAUCAUGCACUAUGUUCUUCAGGCCAAAUUAUAGACUGUAUAUAGAAUGGACGCCAUCUGCCUCCUUGCUGGGUGAAGUCACUGCCAGAACAGCACCAUCUGGUGACGGGCUGCAGUAUAGGUCAUAAAUCCCGCCUCCUCCAGCAAUCCCUAUGCAGCUGCGGACAAAAUUAAGAAAUUUAUUACACAGAAUUAAAUUUUUUCUCCCCUCUGCUUGCGAUGUUGACAUGUAGUUACUGUAAGACUGGUUUGUGCUCAAGUCCUCUUUUUUUCUGUACAGCUCCAUUUUUAAAAGUUAUUAGGGGGUUCAUGUUUUCUGUGAUUGACACUUGAUACAGCUUAUGGGCGAACGAAGAUUGCAUAGCUCACCAGGGGGAUACGCCGUUUGAGCCGAGCGUCAUCACAGUGACUCUCACCGACUCUCCCUCUGAAUGCGUACAAUGCUACUGCGCAGUGUUGGUUUCUGGAAGUGGAGAAAAAAACUUGAAAUUACUGAGAGCUUUUCGGCUUCAAAUCCGUAUACUGACGAAAGGCUGAACCAAAUUGUCCGUAGUAUAAACAGUCUGAGAAAAAAAGACAUUUUAAGUAUUCAUUUUGGAUUCAGGAAGGACAUAGUGCAUGUAGGUAUUUUAAUAAUGAUAAAGAGCAGCAGAUAAACAUAAAAAAAUGUCAGGUGUAUGUUGUUUAAGCUUGACAGGUUGCAGUUUCACAGCACUUACUUGACUUAAAUCCUACAGUCCGAGUAUAUAGUGGAUUGUCUAGUUUGAAGAGGAUAAUUAUGUGUCUUUCAUAUACAGCUGAUUGAAGUGCCACUUGUGUACUUAAUAGUGUCAUUGGGUUACCAUAAGUCAUUAUACAAACUAAUAACAAGCAAGCCUCUGUCAACUUCUUCCCAUGGUAAUUGUCCCCUGAUGAGACGCUCUUCAACCCUGACCAAUUGUAACCUUGCACUUCCUGGCAAGUCAUUUUCAGGACUUCAAAACAAAGGAUGUGAUGUAAAACCUACUUUGGAAAUCACUCAACUCUUAAAUUAAUUUUUACCCCCAAUUCAUACUUUACAAGUCUUACAGACCCUGCAAUUCAUCUUGUCCUUGUAAGACAGCUCUGUGAUUGGCUGCCUGCUUGCACUGAGCCUGGAGACUGAUUGGGACGUGAAUCUAAUGUGGUUCUUUUCAUGAAGGCUUUUAAGGUUGUCAGCUCGUGCCUUCUUUCUUUUCUUCCUUUCAGUCCUGAACACGGUAACUGACAAGCACCAAGGAAAAUCAACAAUGAAGCACCAGCAUGUUCGUAGUCAGCUUGUAUUGAACUGUAGUUAUCAACCUUGUCCAGGCUGUGAACACCAAAAACUACCUGCUUUCUUCUACGAAUGUCUUAAAUUCUGGGUGGAGCAAUGUUAGAAGCAAACAAGUUCAGAUGUGUAAGACUAUUCCACCAGCAAAUAUAAUAUUUAACUUUUUUAAUCAUGUUAUUUUUCUAUACUGGGAGGGUGUUUAAGUCCAUCUUUUGCAUGAGUUUAACUCUUCUUGGUUUCAUUUUUGGAUUAAAAAGAGUUUUGCAGCUUCCUCAAAUUUGACUGUGGUAGAUUCUAAAGUUUCUUCAGAUUUUAAUGCUUUCAGAAUUGUGUACUUGCUGAAUAACAAAAAGCAUCACUAUAGGCACACAACAUUUCCGUACAAGCAUUAAGUGUGAAGGUGGGAAAGCAUGAAGCAGGAUUUUUUUGUCAAAGAUCAGAGGUGCUAUAAAAACUUAUUCCUAACUCACAGGCUGGUUGUGUCAACAUUAAACAGCAUUGCUAUGUAUAUGAGACAUCUCUCUUCAUGCUUCUAUGGUCUAUCUGGUACAUUUUCACUUAUUUUGAACUCCAACAACAAAUUGUGAACAUUUGUGAAUUAAAUGAUUUUUAAGAGUGCAGAACCUCUUCUGCUUUGUUAACACAUUGCGAGUGAAUUUGCUCUCUCCUCAAAUCAUUUAAAGCUGGAGGCUGGCGUCCUAUAAAAGAAAUAUAUUUACCCUCACAAGAGGGCUUCAACCUUUUUCAUACCUGAGAGCCACUCAAAUGUCAUCAAUGAAAGAAAGUGCGCUUGCUUUUAUUUAGGAAGGAUGGGAUGUGACCCUGCAUAUUCAGCCAGCAAAUCCUUCAAUCUAAUCCAAGACAACAAAGACACACAAAGUGAUGCUAUUCUUAAACAAAUGGAGAGAGAACUUCAACCAAAGAGUAACUAAUAAGUUUAUACAUCCGCAUGACAACCAAAUUCAUGCCCUGGAUUAUCCAAUAAUAUUUCUAGGAUUUUUACGUACUGCUAAGCUUCUCGCUGGAUCACACAUUAGCACCCUCUUGUAUUGGAUCAACUGCAGGGCUUUUGUCCCUGCGUGAUCCUGCCAUGACACGGUCUUUCCCAGAGCCACAACCCUAGCAGCUGCUUAGAUUAAAUGGAUCAAUACUUAUAAAUCCGUAUUACUUCCCCCCGCAGACAGCCCUGCCCCAGAGAGUGGGUGGCCAAAGCACAUAAUGAAUGCAGCACAACUUAACUGUGACUCCAUGUUACAAAGAAGUGAACAGAACCAGAAGUAUACAAAUUAAGAUUUGAUGUAAAUCAUUCUGCAUUGCAUAUCUAAACUGGUGUAACUGAUAAGUACAGUCACUAUCAAACUUCACUCAUACACUGUAUUCUUGAACAUGUCCCUCAGCUAUAUCUGGGUGGGCUGCAUGUAAGAAAGCCAAAUUUUGAACUAGAGGGAUUUAUAAUCAUAGAUAUUAGGUUAUGCUCUGGGUUGCUGAACACGGCUGAUAUUGCUGUCAGGAAAAUGCACAAUAAGCCAAUCGCAAGGGGAUCUGUGUAGUUUGUACUCUAAAUGCUUGCCUCCAUUUCCAUGACAUUGUUUAUCACUUUUGUCACUGUUUGUAUUGCUGAAGGGUCCUUGCAAAUUCGGUCGCGAUACAAACACAGAAGCAGUCAGGAUUAUGAAAGACUGCUCCUUCUCCAACUCCUGCAUCACAAACCAAAUUGAGUAUAUCAACAAGUGAGAGCAUGUCCAACAGAGAAAAGGAAAAGUGAAAUCCAUAUGUGAGGUAAUGAAAAUGUCAUAGCAUUGACGUCCUGAAAUCAUCUUAAAAAUUGAUGGCAGUUCACGGGUAAUAAUGACUACUAUUGAUACAUCCUUUUUCAACCUCCUUUGUGAGGGUGAUGUUUGACUGCAGACAGUUCAAUUAAAUGCCAGUUGCACACACAGAUUAAAUUAAGGUGCUUUGGCUGAAAUGGUCUUUUGUCCUUUUGUCUUAGUAAUAUGAGUGAGGUUGUUCUGUUCAGUAAUAUGCAAUAUUGUAGGGCUGGGCGAUAAACUGAAAAUAUACCAAUACCAAAAUUGACCACAAUUAACUUAUUUUGCCCAUGCCCAUAUUUGGUGUCAAAAAAUAAAUAGCUAAGAGUUGGUUUUGGAUGUGUGUAGGUAGGCUAUGGUCUCAUGUCCCUUUAAGACUCUGUCCUACAUCAGAGACACGACUCCAUCCCAUCCAGUCCAUAACAAAGAGGGAAAGACAAGUGAGGAGAUGGAGGAUGGUUCAAAAGUUGUAGCGGCUGAAACAGUGGCUGAAGUAGACGAAGUUAAUGUGGGAGGGGGUGAGGCGCUUGCAGAGUAGUUAUCGUCCAUUUAUCGUUAUUGAGGUGAACUGCUCAAAAUAUCGUGAGAUUGAUUUGAGGUCAUAUCGCCCAGCCCUACAAUAUAGUCCAAAAAAUACAUCCACUCCAGAUCAUGAUUCUGCCUUAAAAUUGUGAUAUGUUUGCGUCAUUUCCCAUCCUUAUAUAAAUGUUACAUUUAGUGGCCAAAAAUAACUUUUGUGAUCACCAGGUGAGUGCUAAAAGUGGUGGAAGUCUUUUUGCAGAUUAAAUAGAAGUAACAGUUUUGUAUUUCCAGCCUUGAGGGCCAUGGAAAUGUUUUAAUUUUUAUAAUUGUUUUGGCUGCAGCUCAAACACUUGAUGGCGUACCCUUGGAUCAAAUGUGGACAUAAAUAAAAACGCUCUUUGAAGUUUUCUGUUUCAAAGACCGGAGAUGGAUUUCAUCAGCAUGCUUUCACUGAUUUUGAUGUGCAAUUGAAAGAGAUCUCAGUCAAACUGACUCACUGGCAGCUAUAGUUUCCAUUGUUUGGUGAAAUCAGUUUUAUAAAGAAGUGUCCUGACGGUGAAGGUAAACAUCCAAUGGCGUAUUAAACCAAGACAGAAUCAUAUUGUUGGAGGUCACAGGCUUUAUUGACUGUCACCAGACCUCCCAUAUUUGAACUGCAACAGGGAGACAUGAUAAAAUCCAUUUCUCUCCUGUUGAUGUAUUCCUUCUUGAAGAUUGAAUCCAUCUGAGGAACACUGUAAUGAAUAAUUGAUAUAAACUUUGAUCCGGCAGACUAAUUUUGUGCACCCAGCCUGUUUAAACGCCUCUGCCUCUGGCGCUCUCAUACGUCCCUCCACCAUACAGCGCAUGAAGCAGAUAGGAGUGAACUGCACAGAGACAUAAUAAUCAUUAAAACGGCUCUUGAAGUUGCACUGAUAAGGCUAAUGAAAAGAGUGUGGGGGACGGCCGGGGGGGAGUCGGCUAGGAAAAGGCUAGAUAAGGACAGUCCUUUCCAGAAUAAUUGUCUCAAGCUCUGGAACUGGUUCCCAUGAUGCCUCAGUGUGGUCUGUACGAACACAAGACCUCUUUAGCAGUGAUGAGAAGACUGCAGUUGUUUUAAACCUUGGGCUAGUUAGUCAAUUGAUUUAUUAUUGUACAAUUGUUGUCCUGGUAUUACUCUCUAAAUCAGUAUGUUUAUGAUUAAAUAUGUAUGAUGGUGGACUGUCCCGCUGGCUAAGGUUGCAUUGAGUUGUGGUUGUGCUCUGGCUCUGUGACUCAUUUCUAAUAUACUUAGGGUUUGUUUUGAAAACAUUCCUCGUACAUAUUGAAUUUGUCUUUUCGUUUCGUGUGUUAUCGACGUGGUAUCAGAUGUGGUUCGAUUGUGGUUUGCUUCUUUUGUGGAAAUUGCUGCGCACGGCAUGUUUGCUCUUUUUUUUAUGUUUCUUCACAUCCUGGGUUGUAAGAGAAACAUGUUGCAGGUCUACACCAACUGCUGUUUGUGCCCAUGCCAAGUUUGUUUUUGUGUUUCUGAAAAAACAUUCUGCUCAUUUCAAAUGCUCCUAUGAACUAUAAUACUGUUGAAGUUUGACUGACAGACAGACACACUAUCCCUAUUUUGGAGGACUUUGAAACUGGACUCUAGUGGGUUGACAGAAAGUUCGGUUGAGUCGGCAUAUCUAACAUCGAGAAUGUAUCUCUCUCACACACUCCUCCCUGCUGUACUUUUAGAAUAUAAUGAAACAUGCUUAACUGUUGCUUGUAUGCUAUACAGGGCCCCCGGGUCUUGACUACAGUGUUUGUUUGUUUUUUAAAGCACUGACAUGUUUGUGGUUUGGAGAACAUUUGAUUGGAAAAAAUCAAAUAAAAGAUUUUAAAAAAAGACUAUAGCUAUAUUAUCAGCUCACAAAAUAUUUCCAACGAUAAAAUGUUCAAAGGAAAAGAAAAAAUUUCCUUGAUUAAAAAAAAAUAUAUCGUGACUACUUAGUGGUUAAAAAUAGGGCUGGGCGAUAUUGCCUCAAAUUAAUAUCAUGAUAGAUAUAUUGAGCAGUUCACCUUGAUAAUGAUAAAUGGACAAUAACUACUCUGCAAGCUGCUCACCUCCUCCCACAUUAACUUACAACUUACAGCUGCUACAACUUUUGAACUGUUCUCCAUCUCUUUACCCGUCUUUCCCUCUUUGUUAUGGACUGGAUAGGAUGGAGUCAUGUCUCUGAUGUAGGACAGAGUCUUAAAGGGACAUGAGACCAUAGCCUACCUACACACAUCCAAAACAAACUUUUAUUUAUUUAUUUCAUACAUAAAUAUUUGUCGAAAAUUUCGGUAUCGGUAAAUUUUCAGUUUAUCGCCCAGCCCUAGUUAAAAAUACACCAAACUGCAAAGUAUAAAGAGUUGGAUGCUCAGAAUUUCUCAGACAAAAAUUGUUCAAAUAAUUUUGUUUUUCAUUAGGACAAUUAAACUUGUAAAUACAGCAGGUUUUGUUAUUUUGAUUGUAUAGUUAUUGCACAUUCUAGAAUAAGUUGCUCUUAAAACAUCAAGUGUAGCGAUUAUGCUUUUGUGAGCACAGGAGGGCUGUGCUUACUGAAAGCACAGGUGAGGAGUGUUGUGAUACUGAGGCUGCAGUCACUGUCAGUGCAACAGAACACAAGUCGACACAGUUCCAGAUAAAAUUACGUGCAAGAGAACUACAAUCAUUUCAUGUUAUAGACAAAAAGUACUGCAUCAAAAUAUGAACUCAAAACACUUUAAACUAACAUAUGAGGAGGAAUCAAAGUUUAUUUUGUGGAGCAGUUGAAAAUCACACCCUCUCAUCAUAUUCGUAAGACCUCCCUUCCAGACUCAUCACUAACAGAUCCUAUUCAAAUCCUUCCUAUCAGCAGUCCACUGAAGAUAUAACAUCUUAUCUACUCAGCAAAAGUGCUUAUCCACGUCUCAUUCACAGCAGAGGGUGAUUUGCAUUGACUCCGGAGAUGCUAACACAGCUGUACGCACACAGUGUUUCAGUCCCACACCAGGCUCGAGUGUAAACACAACUAAAGCCGGGCAGAUUACACUGAAUUCAUUUCAUGCUUGUAUCCUGAAAUAUUGACUCGUACAGCCGUGGCUUGUAGAUUCCUUUAUUUUAUUGUGUGCCUCACACUCGCCUCAGCGUUUUCCCUUCUAUUGUUGUAAGAACGAGAGGGAGGGAGAGGGGAAGGAAGGGGGGCCAACGAUUGGAGUAGAUGAGGUUAAAGAAGGAAAAAAAGGGGUGAGGAGGGAGGAUGUGACAGGUGGGGGAUGUUAUUCAAAAGGCAGGAAUAGAGAGGAGGGGUGGAUGGAGGGAUAUGUGGUCCAGCCUCUUUCUUACUACUGACAGGCAGCUUUUAUUGUCCGUCUGUUGCCAGGCUACACAUGCAACAAUGCACAAUGCGUAGCGCAUCUAUAAAACGCAGUUUCUUGCUUCACUGAUGCAAAUCAGUACGGGCCGGCUAUAUCAUCCCUGUUAAAGCUGAACCCCCAGAUGGUGCUGCAGUUGAUCAGUAUUCCCUCUAGUGUUGACUGACAGUCUUCUCCCUUUUUAGCACACUAAUCAUUUAGUGUUUGUAUUUCUGCAUGCUGAACCAGUUACACAGAGUUCAACCGUGUUAAAGAUGAUCAUCAUAGAUAGAAAGAGCCUAAUGGACUCAAAAACAGAUUUAGUAUGGGCAUAAAAGCAGUGGUAACAAAUAUUCACAUCAGCCCAGAAAAAGGCUUUGGUUAUUCAGAGCUAGUGUGCCUUUAGACUGCGUUUAUACAGGCAGGUCAUAUGUGAGUACCACUGUUGGAUUGUUGUUAUUCUUGUUGACUGCUUAAAACAUGUUUUUUUUACUUCAGGGUCCAGACCUCGGAGUUCAUCAAGUUAGACAUGACACUCUGUCCCAAAAAUCAUUUGGAAUUAUCUUUUUUACAGAUGAAUAAUAAACAAACCUGCCUAUUUUUCCCACUCCAAAUUUUCUCACUAUUCUGUUUUUUUAGCCUUGUGAACCAUGAGCAUGAAGUUCAAGCGAUCAGCUGGCACAAACAAGGCUUGUUGUAAGCCUUAGAGCUGCAGAGUAUUUGAUUCAAAUGUAAUUCAGAGUGUUGUCAAAGGCUGCCAAAUAUCAUACUGGGUUAGUCAAUGUAGGCGGAGGUUUGACAUUCAGUACACAGAGGUGGAGAUGGCAAGUUUUAUUGGAGAUGAUAAUUUAAGACUCCCAGAAAUGAAAAAACACAACUUGAAUAUAUUCAGUUUGUAUUUCUGGAUCAACACCGUGGAACGCUGGCAUUUAAAGGAAAUAAUAAAUUGACAGUGCCAAAAACUGAGUCCUCAAAAAGCACAUCUCAGAAUUGAGAUGCCACUAUGGUGUAUUUCAAAGAGCACUUGAAAUCCAAUGAAUGUUGUUUUGGCAUCAACCUAUAUACAUUUAGUGGAUCUGUAUUGACAACGGUGCCUUUCCCUCUUAAGUGUGUUUUCAUAAACAACUUUUAAUUUUUUAUCUUACCGUCUUUCUGCUUUGUUAAACCUUCUUGGACACGCACACAUAACACAUCUUAGAUUCUGAAUUGUUUCACUUGGUAUAAGUUUGUUCAUGACCCAGCUUUUUGUACCAAUCCAAAAGUAGAAUGCAGAAUAGUGCAAAACCACAACCAGCUGUGGACCAUUUUUUAAAACAGUGGCAUAAAAGAGGUCAUGUUCAACUUUGCGCUCCAAUCAAUAACAAGAGGGACGUACUGUUUGAGCUGUCUGUCUGAUCUGCCAACACAAAGUGCAGUAAGAGAUUUUCUUGUUGAUUGAACGCAUACAGGGAUAGUAAAUGUAUGGUUUAAAAUAAAAGAGGGAUGUUAAGGGUUGGUAAAUAAACUUGUUCGGCUGAAAACACAUUUGGCCAGCUUGUCCAGGUGUCUUCUAUUUUCGGGACGUCCUGUUCAGCACAUAAUAUUGUUUUCAGAUUCAGAAAACAAGGCCAUUAAAAAAAAAAAGUGUAUAGACCUCUUGCUCUUUGGUUCUACAAUGAGAAAGUGCUUUUUGUGUGAAAUACUUUGUUUAGCACUUUGUGUUUUAAUGUCCAUGCAGGAAAAGUGCUCUGUAAAUAAAGUUUUGAUUGAUUCGAUUGAUUCUAAAAACGUCUAUAUGGACACGGUUUGUUGCUUCAUUCAUCAAUGCUGGUUAAAUCUCUGCCAUGUAAAAAAAAGCAUGGGUUUAAAAUGUGUCAGUACAAUGAUAUCCACGCCAUGGAUCCUGGGCGCUGUGUCAAGAUGACAGCAGCAUCAAGAUCCUUGUUAAAGCAACACACAUGAAUUAGUCCCUGUUUUAUGAAAUGCAAAUUAAAGUUUGACCUCUCACCACAUUUCCCUCAUUAAAAAGUGAUAUCUUCACCCUUGCUAAAAGUGGUUCAAUUCUUCUUUAAUGUGACUGACAGCUCGAGCCUGUGAAUGUCAUAUCUCUGCCAAACAUUGAUGCAAAACACAGUUCUUUGUAAACAUCUUAACAAUCCAUUAUUCUUCUGUUGACAUUACAAACCACCCUCAAAACAGGGUGAUCAAUAUGUGUUCACUUUUUGUCAACAGCAUGGGCCAAGCCUCUAAAGUUCUGGUGCUAAAUCUCCCAUGUUGCAUCUUGAUCUUUUGCACCAUCCUUUCAGUAAAUGUCAGCUCUGUCAUCCUACAACCAUUUGAUGCCUCUGUCAAGUACAUGCAGCUAAAAAGUGAUAGUUUGCCGCCCUUUUUUUAUUUUUUAUUUGGCAGCUCUUGUUCAUUUCUCCUCUAAAAUACAUAUCCAAUAUCUAUUUUCAGAUUGAGUGUUUUUUUAUAUACUUUUUGCAGCAUCGUAGCUUGUUUUACAAGUGUGUUUACCACUUGUAAAUCUAAAAAUCUAGAAAAGACAGUAGAAUAGGAUAAGCGUAUUACUCAUGGUUCAAGUAGAAAAAAAACAGUGGCUCUUCCUGUUGAUACAUCAGCUGGUGUUGCGGUGAAUCAUUUGUGGCAGCUAGUAUUUUGAAACUACAUCCUGUGCUUACAAAACGCGAUAAGCCCUAUAUGAACCUCUGACAUUUUCUGAACAAUUUCAGGGCAUUCAGGCUGUGAUAUUUCCAGGGUCUUACCAUUUAUACAUGGAUCCUAAAGAGGGAGAUUAUCUAUUUCAAGCACACUAACAACUCUGUAUCCUCUGUUUCCUGUUAUUUAGAGUGGUUAAAAUUUUGUGCUUAGAUGCGUUUCUCAGUCUAAAGACCUCCUUCAUACAGAGGAACACACUUAGUGGCUCAUGCACUGUAUAUUAAAAUAGGCCUGAGCAGCCUUGAGGGCAGCUAGCCAGGCUUUUGGUUGAUGUUUUGUGUUUAGUCUGGCUGUCUGCUUGCUGUCACUCUAAACAGUGUGUGCGUAGUCGCUCACAUUCUGUCUGACCACAUUGUAGGAGCGUGCCCUUGUGUCUGUCUGCUCUCGCACUUCCUCUUUCAUAUCAGACGUACUGUAUCUGUGUCAUAUGAGUGUGUGUGUGUGUGUGUGUGUGUGUGUUUGGUUCCCAGUGCUCAUUUGAACACUUAACUGUUCUUAUUUCAAUAGAGACAUACUUCAACCAGUGUUGGCUUUUUUAGGAUGAUAGGAUUUAAUUAGAAGCUCCCUGUCCUCAAUACUAAUGUCAUCUCCUAAAACAGACUUCUCUCAGUCCCUGAUGAUCUCUGUUUCAUACCACAAGACUUAUCAAAUCAUCUGUAGCUGCACUCAGACAUGUGUUUGUGGAGCAAUCAUUUUGUUUGUUCCCUCUUUCUGCACCGGGCCGAUACUUUCACCACAAGUGCCCCCAUUCAAUGAGAGAACCACUCAGCUUCUUAACAUUCAGUUCAUCCUCUUACCUUUUCUUUUCCUCUAUUCCCUGUCAUGUCAUGUGUUUAGUUUCAUUCGUCUGUCAUAUUACUUGUAGAGCUUUUCAAACACACGCACAAAAAAAGGAAAAAUUCAGUGAAUCACUUCCAAAGAUGUACUUGCAUUAAUAUAAUAGAAUGUUACAGAAAGGCUUGUCAUUAUUUGACAUCUGUAGAUGCCUUUUCAUCUUACCAGCAAUUCAAAACCCAAGGACAAAGCAAACAAGUAGUCUGCUGAGAUUAAAAGGCACGUCAGUCGAUGUAUUUAUUUCCUCCUCAUUCCCACAUUGUUUGGCUUUCUUUGUAAAGCAUCACGAGUGCCCUGCCGCCUCUGCUGGUUAUUUAGAUUUUAUCUUUUAAAAUGUUUGCAGGAUCUUUUUUCAGGCACUAUGUGCCUGUUGAAUAGUGAUUACUCACAACCCUCAAACAUAUAACAACUGGCCUCGGCAGGUAACGAGGGGAAAUGAAAGUGACUCCUACACCAUACCUGACUGUUCCAAAUUGAACUAUGAGAAUAGACAAAUGACUAGUCCAAGGAUAAGAAAGCACCAUUAAAAUAUUCAAACUUAGUACAACUUAUUUGACAUGGCUAAAGACAGUGAAAGAGCCUCAGGGGAAACAAUGUUAAAACGGUUUUUCGUGUGUCUAACAGUAGCAGAGCUAGCACCACCAGCCACCUGACCUUCAUAGAGGUUAAUGCCUGUUACCCAUUGCCCUACGAAGGUGGUAAUUAGGGUUGUAAGCAACCAAAGAAACUCUUGGUGUAAAGUUUAAAUAUUCAGCAAACCACCAGACGUUGAUUUACGUGGACGUUUUUCAAUCUUCCUGUCUCCAACCAGUCUCCAGUGGGUUGGGCAAAUCCAAAAUGGUGAAAAAGAGGGGGGUGGCCUGGGUGCUCCGAAAACACCCCCAUUAGAACUUGGUACAUUCCUCCUGAUGAAAUUAACCAUUGACUGUAAAUUGACUUGGAAAAAAAUUGAGUCAACCAAUCGGAAUUUUGGUCGACUCAGCACGUAUCGACCAACAAGUCAACCUGUCGACUAGGACUUUACAGCCCUGAUGGUAAUAUGCCCAUUUUACCAGACACAAUCUACAAACAACUGUAUUUCUUUUUAACAGGGGGAUCUAAAUUCGAUGACCUGCUCCAUGCUCCAUUUGGAUCCAAAUAAUUGAAUAUUAAGUGUAUUAUGGCAAAAACCAUUAGUAAGCUACAGCUGCAGUGCUGCAAUGUUAACAAUUAGCAAUGUAAGGCCUGCAUUUGUAAGACCCAUUUGUAAUUGUACACAUCCCAGCUGUUAACCCAAACACAAUUAUAUAGACUUUUAUUAUUCCUUUCUAAAAUAUUGUUUUUACCAUGUAGCAUUAAUUAUAAAUGAAACUGUUGUGUUUUUGUUGAGUAAAAGUGUUUUUUUUUUAUGUCUCCUUUGCUGAUGAUUAGUUUUCAGCGGGCCCUGCUCCUGAAAGGCAAACUGAACCUGGAUAGAAAGUAGAAGGCUCAGCUUGAUGCCUCGGGGGACAGUGUUGGGGGCACAGAGUUAUUAUUAAGUUUCAAAAAAGAAGACAUUUAGUUUUUUAUUUAUCACUGCUGGGCAUUGCAAUUUUAAAGUCACCUAAGGUGACGGCUUCUCAAUAAGAUUUGCUUCACUCUUUGACACCCACGUCAGGCCGACUGCACCGUGCAUACUUUUAUCAUAGCAUUGUUUUCCGGUAUGGUUAUGGAAGUCACGGGUGUGUUUUUGUUUGUUUCUCCUGAGCCUGACGCUGACUCAUCUGUCUACAUGUAGAGACGUGUGUCUGGUUUGUUUUUUCCUUCCCUUACUGGUUCAUAAUCUGCUCUCAGAGCAUUCAGUCCUUGAAGUUUGAUUAUGGUCCAAAGUUAUCUCUUUUAAAUGUUGCCCUGAAAUAGUUUCAUACUAUUGAUUAAGUGAUGACAGACAUAUGGAGAAUACAUCAAUUGUUUUCCUCAAAGGUGUAUUCAAGGUCAGACACAUGGGGAUGUGUUUUAAUAGUGAGAGCAUCUUGUGCACAGCUCAGAAGAAGCAGCAGUAGUCAGACCUGUCCUACCUUGUGAUGACAGGAAUUUCGGAAAGAUCCAACAGACUUCUGAACAAUGAAAUGACAGAAGUAUGAAUCAAAUAUCAAAGUCGUGAUUCAAAUAGACUCAGGCUAACAAUAAGAACUGACAAAGAAUACUUUGAGAAAAGGAAAUGAAAAAGUUGUUCCUGUGACUUACAGCUUAAAAAAAAGGGUGAUGGCAGUAAUCGGAAACAGUCAAGUGUCUUAACUUCUGUUUUGCCUGUGCUGUCACAAGUCAAUGAGCUGGGGUUAGACUUUCCUAAUUUUACCACCCCUAACUCCAACAUGUGGAAAAGUUCAGUUAUUUUGUAGUCUAGACGUCUGGACUUUGUUUCGCCGAUACACUUUAUUUGUGUGUGUUGGAUAGACAGUCUUAUCUAAGGCUGAGUCAGAGAGGACCAGUGUCAGCUGGCUCUUAUUAAGCUGUCUCCUUUUUUUUUUUCUUUUUCCAAGUAACACAACCACUUACAACAUACAAACACACACACACACACAAACACACACACAGUUGUUGUUUUGCCUUUGUAAUUAUGUCCCCCUCCCUGACAUUGUCUGUCUGGAAUUCACCUCCAGACAAUUCCUAAAAUUCCACUUGCAACAAAAACCUCCUGUUACAUUAAAUUUGAGAUAAUGGAACAGCAUUCUUGGACUGGUUAUGUAUUUCUUUCCGGUAAUGUGGAUAUUUUACUGGCAUCAUCUCUUGUGUUGAAAUCCCUAGCCACAGAGAAGUUGUAUCUCCACAGGACGGAUUUGCACCAUUGUACCUUUCACACUGUUAAUACCAUCUGCCUGUGUGUGCUGAUGUCGAGCACUCUCAGCGCCUUUACUCCUCUGACUGGGGCUUGCCGUUUUAAUUAUUCAGAGAUCUUGUUGUAGGAGGUGUGUGUUGCUUUAACCUGGCCAGCCAUGCAUGAUGUGUGUCUGAGCUGUAUAAUGAUACCAGACUCUCUGGCUCUCUGUCUGCCCUGUGUUUGAGGGCAAGGACACUGAGGAGAGUAUGAGAGAAUGAGAGAUAGUGACCUGGUUUAUUCAUAGCACUAUAACAGCAUUACGAAUGGUUCCAAGCCUGAGGGAUUGCUAAGCAGACUUCCUUACAUUAAGCACAUUCCUCGUUGUGUGAGUGUCUGGCUUGGUGAAAUCUCAGUGUUGAACAGUGUUUGACUGUUUCCCACCUGACCUGUGACUCAAACAUAGAGCAUCAGGAAAUCUUAUUUUCAGAUCGAACUUGUCUUGGAUUUUUUCGUUGACUUUAAUCAGCAACGCAGAGGAUAAGUUAGUGUUCAUCCUGAUGCAUAAUGCAGCAUGGAUCAGAUUAAUUUAUGAGACGUGAUUUUAUUUUGUUUGUUUUUUUCUACGCCGGGAGAAUUUUCUACACAGUAUUGUUGAGAUGCUAAAGUGAAACUGUUGGACAAGUUAGAACAUCGGCUACAUAAACUAUGAGUGAACCCUUUCAUCAGCUCAUGCUUGACAGAACAAAAGACGACUGUAGAAUGUUGAAAAUCUUAAAAUAGCACACAAUAUAAGAAGUCAGCAGAUAUUGUCCAAGGGUACGAUUGGGCAAGUGUAGGCCUGGCAUACUCGUGUUUGUAUAUUUGUGUUUAUUUGUUUGAUAUUAGCUGAUCUGACAGGAGACACAGCUUUGGGUGAGGUUGGAAAGUGGUUACAUCAUGCAGUUUGUCCAGCAUGGCUCACUCUGACUCUAUAGGCACACUAGAGGUGCCAUCAUAUUAGCAGUGGAAGAAUUUCCUGUCCAAAAUCUAUACUGAUGAACGUUUAAAGGUUGUAAUAAGGAAGGUUUUAAUAAGAGAAGGUGGCUAAAAAUCUUUCAAAUAGAAUUUAAAUUUUUUUCUGGGAAACAAUGGUUUUCUUGGUGUUCAGGGCAAACAUGGAACAUACAAAAAAUGUAUCUGUUUGUCAUAUUAAAUUUAAGUCAUUUUGCGCCUUUUUGAUUUAAAUUUUUUUUAUGUCUUUGUGAUUUUAAAUUGUUUUAAUCUUUCCUUUUUUACUAUUUUAAAAUGUAUUUCCUUGUAUCUGUAAAGCACUUUGAAUUACCUUAUGUAUGAAUUCUGACUAACCAACCUCGUUUAAAGAUAAGACAUUGUCAUGAAAUAGUCAAAAAUGGGCUAAAUGUAUGUAACUUGGCAAAAGGGGGCAGGCUUUCCCUGACAUUUAACUGAUCAUGGUGCACCACCAUGGCUAAAUAAAAGUCGCCAUGCCUUAAAAAUCUUUUUAUUAUUAUUAUUAUUAUUUUAUUUCAUUUUAUCAAUUGUGGCGCUAUCUUGGACUCAGUAUGUAUGGGCAUAUAUCGGCACUGCGGUAUAAGCAUUAGUGAGUUGUCAACAUUCUCAAGCCUGUUCUGGUUAUAAAUUGGUAUGUUUGAGAUAUCUUACCAGUUAAACCAGACACAGUCUAAAUACAUCUAUCUCUAUUUUUUAUAUUAAAACCCUGUGCUGUGAGAUGGCAUCUAUUAUCUGUCUCUUUACAUCCAGGCAGAAGUAGCAGUACAGCUGGGAUGCAGUAUAUGAGAAGCAUUUUCAAACAUCAAUAAUUUUGAACUGACUUGUACUGCGGUGUCACUCAGUUGACUCAACACUCAGCUCCCAUUUGCCAAACAGCAUAAAGAAUGUCUGACUGGCUCGACGACGAUUUCCAGUUCAACGCAGCAGUAAUGACUGGGAAGAAAAUAUUGGAUCCUUGGCCUUUUCUUAAAAAGUUUCCCUCUAGCUGAACUGACGCGGCGUCUGCCCCGUGUGUGUGUGUGUGUCUGUGUGUGUCAUGUAGGCACAGUGCCAACAACAAAAGCAAACAUUUGGAGCAAAUCGAGUCUGUAAGUUUGUGUGCGUAGAGUGUGACUGGAGUGAUGUAACGUCUCUCAUUCCCUCGGGGAGAAGGCCUUUCCAAGUACACACACUGACACCCGGGACAGCUCACUUGCACACAAACACACACAGUGGAUAGGAAGUGUAUUUUAUUGGGUUUGAGAAGCUUGAAGUGAAAUCAGAGUGUUGUAAAAAGUCUGCUCGGUAUAUUAAAGUUUUGUAUUGUUUCCACUCAGGGUACAUUUGUAGUCAGAAAUAUCAGAGUAAAUAUAAGAUUUCCUUUCUUCUGCCUCCAGGUCUUCAGUGUUACUGCGACCGCUGCAGUGCCAACUCCAGCUGCACCACCGAUGGCGUCUGCUACGUCGCCAUUCGCAAGUCAGGCACCCGACUAACCAUUGAGCGACGCCAGUGUGUACACGAGAAUGAACUGAUCCCACGAGACCGACCCUUCUUCUGUGCCCCGUCAGUCAAACAGGAUGAGGGCAUCUACCCCAUGUGCUGUACUGAAGACUACUGCAACAAGGAGCCUGAUCUCGAAAUCUUUCCGGGUAAGAGUAUGAAAAACUGUGGAGUGGGUACCAUCUGUUUUUGUCAUGAGGAGUUUGAAAUCCUGCUUGUUACCAUAUGUAUCUCCUAGUAUCAGAAUAGCGUCCUACUCCAUUUUUGAUUAUCCUGUUUUCAUAUUAAAUCAGGAUUUCAGAAACCAGGAUAUAACAUUUUAUCUCAGUUUGAGAAACCAGCUUCUGCUUCAGAAAGACAGAGACAGAAAUAUAGUUGUGUGACUUCACCUUACAGAGGUUUCUAGCAGCUACAGCUUAGAUACACUGGUGCAGCCUCAGCCAAGUGAUGCAUCAGUAAAACAAACAUGCUGGUGGUAACAAGAGUGUGUUACUUCUGAAUUGAAGAAGAAACAGAGUUUUGUCUUAUGGUAAAGAGCGAAUUUCAUGUUUAGAUGAGAGAAAGCUUUGAUCCUCUGGCUCUUUCAGUCAAAGUUGAGGAUGUGAAACAUUUACUUUUACUCUCUUGUAUCUACCACACCAUGUUAGCAUUCAGUAGCAGUAGGGAGGGAUGGAGAUGAAUACUAAGGUAGUUAAGUAUUCGUUGUUACACCAAGUACGAAAAUAAUGGGCUGUGCAUGCUAUACAGUGUUAAACUUGUACAGUAUACCAUAGAAAUACUAGUUCAGUCCUUGACCACAUGAGACACAUCAGAACUGAAAUAUUUAAAAAAAAUUACAAAAUAGAUACGAGUUUGUACAAGACAUUUAACCUAUGAAUACAAGAUUUUUAUGGCAGUUGUGCAAUGGUGAGGAGUGCAGAGGAACAGCUUUUGCUAACCCCUAGGAGAUGCCGAGUUCCAAGCUUGCAGUAGGCCACUUCAAAAUUACUGCUGUAAAUAUUUUAAAAAAAAAUCAACAUCACCUCCAGCCUGCACAAGUAAAAUGUAGGAAUCAUAAACCAAAGUUCAAAUAUUCAUCCUCUAUAUACAAGGAAAUAAAAAAACACUUUAUGUUUAAAAAAGCACAGAAAGUUAAAGUGAGUGUGUAUUUUGUUGAUUCACCUCUUGUCUCAGACAAGCAUCAAAACUGUUUUCCUGCAAUUUCUGAGUUGGUUCAAAUAUUUUUCACAUUUUUUAACAUUUAGUUGUCAUUAGGGGUGGGAAUCACUAGUGGCCCCAUGAUACGAUAUUAUCACGAUACUUGGGCCACAAUACGAAAUUAUUGCGAUUUUUAACAUUUUGCAAUACUGUGAGCAUUGCUCACAUUAUAUAUUGCGAUAUAUGGCGAUUUAUACAAUUUUCAAAAACUGUUAAGCUAAUGUAGUCUUUGGCUUUCCUUUAUGUUUGUCUUAUUUACGCUGUAUUUUAUUUUCAUAUAGCACAUCUUGAAAACCUUACAUGUUUGUUGCACUAACUUUCUCCUGCUCUAUUAUGCUAUCUCUGCCAACCUCACUGGACAAAAAGUUAAUUUUUUUUUUCCAUUAUCAUAGAUUUGAUUUCAUAUUAGCAUUAAUUUGAAAAAUCGAUACUUGGUAAAUGAGACGAUACGACGUAUCACCAGACAAAAUUUCGUGAUACUGUGUCGUAUAGACUUUUUCUCCCACCCUAAGUCGGCAAUCUGACUUCAGCUGCAAGUGUACAGCCUCAUUCUCUUAAACUCACAGAAAAUAAAGAUAUAAAGUCGUAGUUAUUGUCAUUGGUGUAGGACACAUCUGAUCCGAGUUUAUAGAAACUCUGUUUUUCAAAAGUGAGUUGUGGCUCCAACUUCGAGGACAAUACGCACUUAAUGGAAAGUGAGCUGAGUGCUUCUAUAUGGGUCAAAGCCUCAGCUCAGAGAAAAGUCGAAGGCCAAACAAAAAUCUGCUGAGGCGAAUACAGAUGAGAGUUCUUUGAUGUUCUUAUGCCGCAGUCAGAUGUAUAACAAAUACCUCUUUACAUGGUACUGCUGUCAGCUCACAUUCAGAGGCACAUUCUUCUUGUGUCAGCUUAAGAGUGGAAUUGAGCGUGAAGGCAUUCACUGAAAACUCCACAUAAAACACUUACUGUCUUACCUACAGUCACACAAUCAUACACCCUGAAGGUAAGUAAUUAUACUGAAGUUUGUUGUAUCAGUUCUGGUGCUAAAAUGUGUGAAGUUGUGUUUUUUUUUCUACCCCUGAGCUGCUGUUUACCGAAGAUAACACCAGUGUUGCACAAAGAUAUUGUCAUGCAGCUGGUGCCAUGUGUUGUGAUCUUAUAGAGCAGGAGAGCUAAUCCCUCCACCACUGCCUUUACUCUUCUGAGGAGGCUACUGACACACUUCUCAGGGCAGCUUCUUCAGAUAAAUCCCUCAGACACUCCCUCUCAGCGCUGCCUUCAAAGUGCUUGGAGUAUAAGCCCUGUUUAAAACUUCUAGUGGCUACUUUGUCCUUGAAAAACCUGACAGUGGACAACAGAUUUUGGAUGUAGACGUAUUUUGAUGCUGCAUGUUGUAUGGAGCUGUCGAUUUGUGAAAACAAGACUUGCUUGUAGCUGAAAAAAGUGAAAGGUUAAAAUCCCCUGAGGACACAGAAACAGUAUCAGAGUGUCUACAUAAGAGUUGUAAAUCAGCACCUGCCAAAUGCAGGUAUUUUUAUACAGUGUCGGGUAAAUUUGGCAAAUCUGCGUGCCACCGUGGCAGGCAGAUAAAAGUACGACUGACGAGGGAGAUUUGUAAAACACAACAGCACACUCAGACUCAAAUGCUCCCUGACAGUGCCUCCUCUUCGUGUCACAGCUCACGUUUAUGUCUACAGUGACAGUGCAUAGUGCCUCAGCCACCAGGUAAACAUCUGUUCUCUCUCUUCAGGCAUGAAGUCAGCCAAUAAAAUCAGAGUGAAGUGGGUGUGCUCAUUUGCAGUGAGUCUAUCUAAGGGCUCUUACAGGGACUAUGUGCAGGACUGGAGUUGGGUUUUGAUUUGGGCCCAGCACAGCAAGGAUAAAUAUCUCAAUUAUAUUGACCCUGUCUCCUAAAGGUGUGUUUUAAAUGAUGCCUAGUGUAUUUUCAGCCUAAGACAAUCAAAAGAAGCAGGGAGUGACGGUAAAUUCAAACCAAGAGCCUGUGGAGUCAAUCGAAACAGUUGGAAACGUACCUCAGGUAAUUUAAUGACAAAUGCACUCUGACAUUUUUGCAAAUUUGUUGUGGUCGCCAAGUAAGAUAGCUGCUCCGUGCAAAGUCAACAUACUUUGCCUUUGCCUUUCAAAAUACGUCCAUACUGUACUUUUCAGAUGUUUUGGUGUCUAGUCUGUCCGCUCAGUGAAGUUUUGCUCUACCAUGUCCUCCAUUUUUGUGGGAUAACUUUACUGGUUUAGUUUCAAGAGUGGAUAAAUUGGCUAAAUUUUGAUAAGAGCUCCCUCUGCUGGAACUCUCCCCCUAGAGUUCCAAUGAAGGGUUCGAAAAAUCGGACUUACAGUGAACUAGCAAAAAAGUACAGAAGAGCAACUCAACUUUAAACUCCACAGAACCAGUCACAAGCAAUAGCAUACUGAGAAAUGAACCCCUAAUGACUUCAACAACACCCCAAAACACGCCUCAAUUAUCUAAAUGUAAGCUUGUUUAUAGGGGGUUUACUCACAAAAAAGCAAUAAAGCAAAGAAAGACGCUUUUGAAACAGAUACAUUUUCAAAGCAUGUUUUUAUGUGAAAGAAUGGUCGAUGAAAAGAUACGGCUUCAUAACUUAGAUUUUGCUCACUUGAAGAUUCUUUAAUGUGGACUUUAAUGACGGUAAAGCUUUAUCUGGGUGUCUGACCCAGAUAGAUAGGCGGGUAGGCACACAGGCACUGUCGGUAAACUUGUAUUUUGUUUGAACCGUGCGGGUUACCUGUUUACAGAACAAACAGCACAUUGUCACAACACAGCAUCAUAUUUCGUCAUCUGUCUGCCUCGUUUCCUUUAUUUAAUUUAGAUACAAGGCAGAGUUCACAAUGCUGAGAUUUACAUGGACUUUGGAGUGACUGAACUUUUAUGAGGUACAAAGUACACAUCUCCAAAAAGAUGAGUUUGUCUCUCCGUGACCAGCUUGGUUAUGAAACAAUCAGACAUUUGAUUUCGUUUAAAUAAUUGUCUGUGACUUUGCUGAUGUCACCACACAGUUGAGUCUCUGAAUUACAGUGCUCGCCCUCUCUUUACAAAAACACACCAAGUCCAAAUAUGAAUAGGAAAUGGCUUUUUUUUUUUUUUUUUUUUUAAAUAGGUACCAUCAUCAGUUUGUUUGGUUGGACUGCCACCAUGUUUUAUCAACCACAAUAAUUCCUUAACUAAAGAAGACCAAUCAAUAAAAACUAAUUGGAAAAAAAGAUUUGAUCUGCUUAGCUGAAUUUCCUUUUGGGGGCCAUUUAACUUCAUCCUUGUCUUUGUCUUCUUCUUUGUGUAAGAGAGGAAUUCACAGAAAUGUUGCUCGUUAUCAUCAGAAAACACUAUUUUAAUUCAUACAGUGAUCUGUUAUGUUCACAGUAGGUGGCUACCUUUGGAGAACGUAAUAUAAACACGAUGAAAAAAUAAAUGCAGUACGCAUUUAUCAAAAUUAUUUGGGAAUAAGCAGAUGUUCUAAAAGUGUUUUGAUUUGUGUUUAAUGGUAAUCAGAUUAUUGAUCGCUCAACCCUGUGGCUCUGUGGGCUGGUGGGGCGGAAAGCAGCAGCACUACAGCAGAGAUGACGCUUGUUCAGAGCAUGGAGCAGAGAGAGACGGCUUGUUUAGCUGUAGGAAUAAACCCUGUUUACAUCAUUGCAUGUGUACUCAGUCCUCAGGAGCAGAUUUGCGCACAUGCAUUCGCAAUCGACACAAGCAGAUUGUGGUCCACGGCUUUGCAUGUAAUUAUUUUUUCUUUACCUGGGCACCACGGGGAUCUGUCCAUGUGUUUUAACAAGAGGUCUAACUAAUCCAUAGGAGACAGGGUUACCCACCGAAGCUGAGGUUUUUUGACUCCGCUGACCACCACGCACAGCAGGAGCUGCCUUAAUGACAUCCAGUAAGGGCUCAGACUGUUAGAGCACCAACGGGGAUCUGGAGGCGAGAGUGUCACACCAACGCUUUCAGGAGAAAAAAAACAUAAAUUUUGUCUUAAUUCUACACCCAAAAUAACUUCUUGCCGCAUCAGAAAGUUGCUCUUUCUACUCCUCUCUUUGCAUCACUCCCAAGGAAAGACAUGUUUACACCUCCUUAUAUGGUGUUCAUUGGCUGUUCAUGGGUGGGGAUUUAUACUGAAUAGUGGCUCUUAGGAGUUCACUGUCACUUAACUAACAAUUGGCAUUCGUGAACUAAAUCUACACAUAAAUUCACUCAAGUUUCAUGAAUCAGACUCAUUAUAAGCAGUGGUCCAUCACAGAGAGCGCUGUGGUUAAAACCUCGGACGUGUUGAUAUUGUUGUUCUCUAGCUGCCCCAUGCCGGGGCUCUGGGAAACUGAAUCACCCAAACAAAUCAACAAGAGCUUGUGAGGAAACUCGGCACGUUGUCAGCAGGGAUCUGAAUUUUUAGCUUUUCUUUUUGACAGUGUAUAAAAAAAUGAUAAGGCCUUUUGUGUGAGAGUUAUUUUGAUGCAGGCCUACGCACCUGAGUCUAGUGAUACUGCCAGCAGUCAUAAGAUGAAUGGUGUGUUUUUGCUGACAUGUUAAAGCCAAUGUUAAAAAUAUAACCGUUAAAAAGGGGGGUGCUUCUUUUUUAACAAUGACUCAACAAAAUGAAAGACAACUCUGAGUCAGGUACUUUUUGUUUAUAACUGCAGGAUUUUAGACAUUAUCUCCUGAAAAGAAUGCCAUUAAUCAAUUAACUACUGUGUUGAAAGGUAAAAAUUCAUUUAUUGGUGUGCUGUCAACAACUACAUCAUUGUCACUGCAUUUGUGUUUAUGUACAUGAAAUACUUACAAGGUGUCUCACAGUUAAGUUUGUAAAGUCAAAGAGAGGUACUGGUUUGUGCUCAAGUUCUCUUUUUUUCUGUGCAGCUCCAUUUUUAAAAGUUAUAAGGGGGUUCAUGUUUUCUAUGAUUAGUACUUGAUACAGCCUAUGGGCGUAUGAAGAUAGCAUAGCUCACCUGCUGUUUGAGCUGAGCGUCAUCAUAGCGUCUCUCCCGCCCAAUGCGUACAAUGCUACUGCGCAAGUGGUGGUUCCAGGGAGAAAAUCCUGGAAUGACCAAGACUUUAAAAUUCGGCUUCAAAUUCGUGUAAUGAUGGGAGGCGGAGCCACGUUGUUCACAUUAUAUGCAGCCAAUAGCUCAAACAGUAUGAUCAAUACUCUUUUUAGAGCAAAGGAAUCAAGUACCCUCUAAUAACGGUGAUACUUUGUAGACAAUCCAACAUACAGUAAAAAGGGGGGGUCCAUUCAAAUCCAGUAAAGAAAUCUGCUCCAUACUGGUUUUCUAAAAUACUGGCUCACUGUGAAACAGGCUUCAAUAAAAUUCAACAUGGUGUUAAAAAUAAUUUGCAGUCAUAAACACAACUUGAUGAAAGAUGAAAAUGACCCUGAUUUAAAGGCCACAGUGUUAUUCUGUUCAUCAAGUAAAUAAUACUGUAACCUUGUGUACUAAUGCAGCUUUAUCACAAAGUAAAUGGUUCUUUAAGCCCAGACAUGUUUCGUGUUAGUCUGUGAAAGUUUAUUGUCAGUCAUUAAAAAUUCUCAGAAGUGAAGACCUUAAUCCCACACACUAGCCAUCUAAUUAAAGAAAGUCCCAGUAACUCCAGCUGAGUUGACCAUCAAAUUCAAAUGACCAAAUUAAGGGAUGUUUUUCUGAGAGUUUAACUUGAGAUUUGUUUUCAUGUUUUUAUUCAUUAGUGGUUUUAGAGUAGUUUCUAUGCCUCAAGGUAGAGUUUAUUUAUUCAUGUUUUAAAAUGCCUUUUUAAGAUUACGUUCACUGAUGACAAAUUUCAUCCAAUUUUGUUGCUUUCUAUCUUGAGCACUACACCAACAAUAAGAAUAUACAAGGUUUCGUAACAUAAUGAUGAGUUUUGGAAGACGGAAGAAAAGAAUUGGUUUUAAAAACUUUUAAAAAUCCAAUUAAUCCAUGAAGUGGUCCUGUAGGAUGGUUUGAAUACAAGGCUUUGUAUAACAAAGACUCUAAUGACAGGUGCAAUUUGUUAUUGUCAUAUGGUUCACAUUGCAUUACACAACAGGCAGCUGUUAAUGGUGUGUGGAAGGGAUGGGCGAUAUAGGCUAAAAAAAAAUCAUCACGAAUCAUCAUUCAUCACAUCAAGAAUUUUCUGACGAUAAAUCGUGAACAAUAACUUAUUGCCCAUCCUUAGUGUGUCGAUCAGAUUAAACACAGUCAAUUUAGUGUAACUUGUAUUCAUGCUGACAGAUUUUUGUAUAUCCAGAAAAAUGCUUCCCAGCAGAAAAGCAAAAACAACUAGUGUGACCAUCUUACACUCAGUCAGUUUAAUAACCCUUUGUACAGCUGAAUGAUAAAAAAUGCAAUGCAUGAUUCUUUACCCCAACUGUAAACAAUGACAUUGAGAAUUAUUGUAGGAUAAACAUCUUUGGUUCGAGUGGAAGUUUUAAUUAAACCCCACGAGAAUAAAAACGUCAUUGAUCCGCAAAAUCAAUUUGAAAUUCCAUCACUUGGUAACAUUAUUUACCAUCCGCACUUCUUCUCCAGCCGUCCGCAUUAACGUAAUGGAGACAUUUGUUUGAAUGCCAAAAAGCCAUUUAUUUGAUGAAUACUGCAGAUGAAGCAAGCAGCGUUACACAUCCCAUGCUGGAAAAGGGCCUUUGAUAGAUAACAUUGGGCGUCACCAUCACCAAGAGGAAAAUUGCUUGCACAUAGUAGGAUACUUGUAUUUUUGAUUUGUUUUGAUAGGUGACGGAUAAAUCACAAAUAUGAGUAAAGUUGUGUUUGUCUCCGUGGAUACAGAGCAGCAACACGAUGGCUGGCAGGCAUUUGGAACAAGUCAUUUAGAGGCUUUGCUGAGGCUGUGUUUGCAUCAAUUUACAAAACAGUGUAAUAGGUGACACUUGUACACUUAUGACUUCCUUUCAUCCGCCCGCCUUCAUCCAUCACACAGACAGUAAUGAACUAUUCAGGGAAGCUUUAUUCACCUCUUAAAGAAAAUUGAUGUUUACCCCCAUGCCUCAUCCCUCGCUGUUUACUAUAAUGAACAGAAUAGUUUUAUGUAUGGCUCUGAGGGGAUGAAUAUACAUUUUGAUUGUGAUUAACAGUCAAAAUAGUGACAAAUACAGACUCUGUUUGUAAUACUUCUGCUCAGUUAUACCGAAGGUCAUUCAGAAUUUGAAUGUGUCCCAGCAUGCAUUGAGUCAAAGGCAAAGAAGUACUUAGACAAAGACAUCUGAAAAUAUUGAUGAGUCAAGUUUUCUGGGUCAUCUGUCACAUCUGCGUUCAGACUACUUCUUCUGUCUUCAUUUACUUCAGUAGAUGGAUGGAGACAUUGUAGUAGCUGCCUCUUUGUACCAUGUGUGUGUGUGAGCGUGCUAGUGUGUAUGUACGCUACAGGCCAAAUCUCCCAUCACUCAGGCAGAUGGAAUGUGCCCCCGCACCACUUGGCCUGUUAGCUUCCUGGCUGGAGUCUAGCACUUUAGACUGCCACGUGCCAGCCAUCAGUAUGCUGGAAGUUAACCUUCUCAACAGCAUGUGGCCUCACUUGAUCUCUCACAUGUUGGUAAUGUCUUUUAUGUCAUGUUGAUCUUGGUGGCAGGCUUAACUAACUACACCCGCAGGUCAUUUUUAAUGUGUCAUAUUGUUAACCCUCUGUCUGUCCUUGUCUUUGUUCUCUCCCACAGUUCCCACAGCUAAGACUCCUCCUCUGGGCCCUGUAGCCCUCGCCGCGGUCAUCGCCGGCCCGGUGUGUUUGCUCUGCCUGUUGCUGGUGUUGGCGUUUUAUGUUUGCCACAGCCACAGAGGUCUGGGGGCGGGGGGUGCAGCCCAUCACCACCACCAUCAUCGGGUGCCUAAUGAAGAGGACCCCUCUAUGGAUCACCCCUUCAUCACUGUGGGAACAACCCUAAAGGACCUCAUCUAUGACAUGACCACCUCAGGCUCUGGCUCAGGUACCAUGAUGCUGUUUUUAGCUGUAUUAGAUAGGGGUGUCCCGAUACAGCUUUUUUUACUUGCGUUACAAUACGGAUAUUGUAGCCUUCAGUAUCAGCCGAUACCAAUAUUAAGUUUUUAUAGUUGAAUGGACUGCUUGUAUCGGAGUGCUGAUAUCGGAGAUUUUAGAUGCAGGUUUGAUAUAGUCCAAUAUGUGUUUUUUUGGCUGAUAUCGGACUGAUAUCAAUAUCUUAUCGGGACAGCCCUAGUAUUAGAUGGCCCAGGUGUGAUUGCCUUUGCUUAUCAGGUAUAUUUGCUCACAUCUAAAGGCUAAACUAUACUAGUACCACCCAGUUUUACUCAGCAGUGAUUACAGAUCAGCUCCACAGUUUUUGCCUCACAGAAUUACAACUUGCAUUAAAGCGUUUUAACCUGUGUGCAGAGGUCCUCACAGGUCGACCCGCUUCCGUGUGUCCUUGACCACUUCCUAGAAGUAAUGGAUUGGUCCAAAUAAUCCAUGCGUGCUUUGAUUCUGGCUGCUCUGUGUGUCAGUAGCUAUGCUCACAUGGAGCCUUUUAUGCAUAUCUUUCCAAAAAAAGAAAACCACUGGGGAGGCUUGCUUGUAACCUGAUAAGAAAAACUCAAAGUUUAUAACACUUCAUAUAAAAUAAGGUUCUCAUAUUCUCAGUAUUAUAACUGAACCAGCAUCCACAGUCCAAUACCAGCUUGUGAGUUGAUUUUUUUUUUCUUCCUUUUUUGGAACAACUACCUUCCAAUUUGUUCAUAAAUCAAAUUUCUCUCUAAAUUGGCUCGGUUUAUGUGUGCCUGUGACUCCACACACAGGGAAGAGGACACUCUUCCUUUGCAAGUAAAUAUCCACUCACUAUGCAGUGAAGUUGACGGUGCUGACAGCGCUGGUUUCACACAGUACUUUGACAUGGUGAGCAGUAAGGGGAGAAAAACAAGGCAGCACUGGCAUCCGUCUGCGACUGCAAGUCCGCGGCCAGAAUGGUUGUAUAGAAGCCGGACAGCAGGGCAGGUAACAUUGUUCUUCGCGGACGUUUUCCAUCACACAUACCCCACUAUUUGGGACAGACUGUAAAACAUGACAAGGACAGCAGGGUUGGUGGUUGAAGAUGUAGCAUUUUGUCAUCUAACUAAAGUACCCCCAGACACGAUCUCCUGAAAAGCUCUCUGACAGCUGGACUGAUUUGAAAACAGUGACCAAAAGACCAAGGUACAUAUUGAGCCGUGGGGUAAAAUAUAUCGUAGCAUCCCUGAUGAAACCUGUCCGAGCAGAAUAAUGAUCCUCAUACAGUAGCUGAAUCUUCCCAGCAAACAGACCUACAGUGUCUGUCUUUUAAAAAGCUUAUCAAGUACACCACAGAGGGCUAUUACUGGAUUGGUCAGUUGGAAAAGGUUAAUGCUGGGAAAGAUGAUUGACACAUGAAAAGAGAAAUGACAUGCAUGCUUUCUGUUCCCUUUGGACUUAGUUGCCUUUUUUUAGCUGUUUGAGUGUACACCGUGUCAGUGCACAUGUACAGCAGUAAGAGCCUGCAACUGUGAACACAGUAAAGUAAAGGUCUACUGUCAUGACUGGCUGGCCCAGAUUUUAGCUGUGUUACUGCAUAAACACACAUGUACACUCACACACCAGACACACACACACACACAACUACUCUGGCAAAAGCUGUUCUUUAUCCUUGCCAUAAAUUAGCACCUCUCUGUGGAGACUGGCACCUCCAGCACUCUGCCAAGGAGAGACUUGGAUUGAGUUUUUCUAGCUAUUUGCACCAUAUUGCUCAAUAUGCAACUGUGCAUGUGCAUUUGUGUUGUGUGUGUGUGCGCGCGCGUGUGUGUUUUGCCAGAUCUGCGUGGGCUGUUGUAAUCACUAUGCUGAGUCAGAAUUUGUGUUGGGUGUUAAAUAGAGGAGCAUUUUCACUCCACUGUCAUUUUCUGUCUUUAUCAGCACUUUUCCAAAUAUUUGAUUUAACAUGGUCGCAGUUUUAUUUCAAAUACAUGGAAAAUUACAAAAAAAAGUGGUUGAAAGAGAACAACACAUGCGCUUUGAUUCAACUCAUUAAAUUAGGGUGAAAGAUGUAUUGUUUUAUUAUUAUAAGAUGUUAAUUACAAGGAGCUGCAUGAUCUGGAUUGGCAUAUUUUUGAUCGUUGUAUUACAGGAUGCGCAGGAGGAUUAUCCAAGAAACAGACUUUAGAUACUUUAAAGGGAAAGAAUAUUAUUAUGAAGAACAGAUUUGCAAAAAAAACCAUUGAAGUUUCCCUUUAAGUUUCCAUUUAUGCGUUCAGCAUUUUGAGGACUGGGAAAUCAGGUUCAUUUAUUUUUAAUCACUGCUGCUGAAGUGAUGAGAAUGAAAGACACCAUUGCAGCUUGGAUGCCAAAGGUUAUAUGCAUUGUGUUAAACAGAAUUAAGAUAUCACCCAAGUACUUUGAGUUUGAGCUAACACAAGCUGACUACCUGUAACAGUAUUGCAGAAGCCAGGAGGCACUAUCAUUGAUCAUGCAUAUCCCCACAGACCUGUAAAUUACACUCAAGUGUGGAAGUAAACAAUGUUGCUAAUCAGGUGCCAACUGGCUGCAGACCAGUCAACAUGUGGAAGGGUACAAGAGAUGUCAUCAAGAUGCAUGUUGUUCAUCUUGAUGAUGUUAUCAGGAAGUCCCCAGUUAGUGCAAAUGCUGUUACACCAACUGUGAUUCAUUAGAUGUUGGUGAGUAAUCAGUCAUAUUUAGAAGGUAAACCCUCUGUAUUGUAUUGUAGAGUGUGCAAAUCUCGGCAGAUCAGUGAGUAGUCAGUUAUAUCAAAGAAUCCACUCACCAUUUGGCAGUGAUAAGCUAUCCCAUACUUAAAUCUUGAAGACUAAAAAAAUGGCUUUUUCAUUUUAAAGCCUCACCUUUUAGUUAUUGUUUUAGUCUACAGUGGUGUAACAGUACAGCAUUUAUUCUAAUGACUAUUGUAAACCAAGUCAAGAUCAUAAAGUAGAUUUCAUUUCAUCUAUUUGAGAAUUGUUUUAUUUUAUUGAUAUGGACGAUAAACUGCUUUAAAAUCUGAGAUAAAGGAAUUUUUGAACACAUGGUUCAUAAUGAGAUAAUUAAAAUUCAGCAAUAAAAAGAUGGUUUUUUUUGACAGCUCUAUUUUUUAUACGCCAGAUUAUAGCAGGGAAAAUAGCAAUGUCUGUUUUUAUUUUUCGAGUUUCACACAGCCCAUUAAAUUUAUCACUUCUUUACAGUGUGUGAUAAUUCCAGGUCAUGAUUUUAUACCCACUGCAGGUAUUUUGCUCUGGAUAAAUGAUACAAACCCACAACAAGUCAUCUUUAAAGAACAACGCAACUUUGCAUUUAACCAAACCUUACAAUGAGAGUUAGGAUGUAAUUGCAGCAGUGUUUUGUCUGGAUUACAGCCUGAUCUAUUAAUUAGGCCUUAACAAGGCUCAAACAUGUUUGCUGUAGACAGUCAGGGGGGAAGAUAGAGGACUUCUUGUUGCUCUUAAAUAAUUAAGAGAACAGCUGUAAUAUAACGAGAAAAUGAUGCAACGUUAUAACCUCAAGUCAUCCCUGUUGGAGGGAGGGGAAAUGAUUAGGAUUUAAUAUGAGCUGGUGUGGUGUGGGGGACGGAAAUUCAGAAUGUAAAUUUCUACAUAUCUCUAGUGUCAUUGGUGCCAUUUAUUACAAAUCAGACUAAGACAUAUCCUUUUACUGCAGCUCCCGUAACGAUCAGGGAACUGAAUAGCAAAUGAUCUGAUAUUGAUGUAGUCCAUUGUCAUGUCGGUAAUGUACAAGCCAAAUUCCUUUAGCGUUGAGACUCUGAGUUGGUAUUAACAGGAUUUUAUUUAUUUAUUUAAUUUAAUUUUGCAAAGCUAUUAUUUAGUUGAGCAUUUGAAAUGUUGAAAUAACAUAUAUCUUUUUAUUUUUUCCUGGGGCAUCUUUUAACCAUUUACAUUACUUUUUUAAAGGCUAAUUACAUGACCUAUUAUAUAUUUCUUCUUAUUAUUAUUAUCAUUAUUUUUAUUAUUAUUAUUAUUAUUAUUAUUAUUAUUAUUAUUUUAAUUUGGAAAGCUACUUUUUUUUUAGGAAAUAGUUUAGCCAUUUCGUAAUCAUUUUUUCCCCCUGUGUGAAUUUGCGGAAAUUUUUAGGAUUUUGUCAACUGCAGGUCUGGAGAAAUCUUAACAAAGCUGAUAACUGAUUGUGGGUAGCUGUGAUUUUUUUUGGCCUCAGGCAACACUGCACCAAUAAACAGCCAUGACUCUGUAGUGCAAAUCUCUGCAUGGGCUCAAUCACAUCCAUAACUGUCUGUGAACACAGUUUGUUUCUACACCCACAGAUGCAGGUUAAAACAGCCACAUACUUAGUUCUUAAGAGAUGAGAUUCUGAAACAUGUUGGUGGCAUCAAUUAGUAUUCCUAAGAUGUUCCAUGAAAUAAUCAAAUUUUUCUGUUUUUGGCACAUGGCCUUUGGACUCGAUUAGAAAUAGAGUUGGCAUAAGUUGUAAAUGAUCAAAUUCUGUUUUAUUAACAUUAUUAACAGUGUCCCGACCUUUCUGGAAUUAGGGUUAUAAACGUGUGUCACAGUCAAGCUUUUAUACCUUUUGUGUUGUUUCAUCUGAAUAUGAAUUGUCUUUUAAGCAUCUUCUCAUUGCUGCAGUUUAUUUCUUUAAUAUUUCAGCUGUAUUUGACUUUUUCAGACAUGUGAACAGGUAAAAUUGUCAGAAUAAUUUCCCUUCUAAACAGCAGCUUUGAGGUGAAUUUGAUGUCCUGUUACCUUUAUAAGUUAUAUCUUCUUUCCUCAUCCUCCAUUGUUCUUUCCGCUUGACCCAUUUUCAUGUUUCUUCUCUGAUGUUUCAUCACCCUUUACAGUCAGCUGUGGGGAGGUUUUUGUUUAUUUAUCUUCUUUAUUCUCUUUAGGCCUGCCACUGCUGGUCCAGAGAACCAUCGCCAGGACCAUCAUCCUUCAAGAGAGCAUUGGGAAGGGGCGCUUUGGGGAGGUGUGGCGAGGAAAAUGGCGUGGUGAAGAGGUAGCUGUGAAGAUCUUCUCCUCCCGUGAGGAGCGCUCCUGGUUUCGCGAGGCUGAGAUUUAUCAGACUGUGAUGCUGAGGCACGAGAACAUUCUGGGCUUCAUCGCUGCAGACAACAAAGGUGAGAAACCCUUAGAAGACCCCUGGGAGGUCUGACUGACAUGAGGCCGCGCUUUCAGCUGUGGGGAAGGGGUGUGUGUUUGUACACAGUGAGCAAGAAUGAAAUAUAAAGCAGACCAGAGCCACUUGGUAGAUGUAAGGAAAACAUAGGAAGAAACCGAUGAAAAACAUCCUCAUCAGGCUGAUCCCCCUGUCUGCAGUGCCAGUGUGGGCUUCUCUGUUUACAUUGAACCUUGAGCUGUCAGAGCAGCAAUGCAGCUCCACUGAAGUUGAAGUCUGUGCAUGCGAGUUUUCAAUGUGAAUAGACAGGCUGGUAGACAGUGUGGGGGAGUAACAGUUCACAAUGAAGGCCAAGCAUACAUUACACAGUCUAACAACUCCAACGACACUCACACACACACACACUCUCACACAUAGAAACCUGAGAGCCCUGUGCCCCUGAGCAAAUUGAUUUUUUCUGUCCACUACACUUUCACUGACUGGAGGUUUUGCAGGUCUGUCAAAAUACAGUAUGUGUUAUGUAUGACAUGGACAUUAAUGUUGAACUUGAUUUUCUCUCUUCAAAGAAAUGCACCUUAACAAAAAAUAAACUCUCACCAUGUGUACAACUUUCUGUGGCUCGGUCGAAAACCUCUGUAUUCAUCAGCUCCACCGAGUUCACUGAUGAGUGCUACUGUUAAGUGUGUUCGAUGGCCUACAUAUUUGACACCACUCACUGCUCGGACCUGGCUCAAACUUCACAAUAUCACCAAGGUUGACAGGACAGAGCUUUAAAAUGAACACUGAGAGGUAUUUUUGAAAUAGAUCAUAAACAAACAAACAAGGGCUGCAAGUUUAAAUCAAUCCAAAAAUAAAAUCUAGAUUAACUCAAUUUUAGAUUUCGAUUUCAGUUUUUUAUUCAGUGACAACUUCACCAAACUUCUCAAAACAAAACCCACUGAAAACAAUGUAGUGCAUAUGCCAAGCCAGUAAGUGGCAAUGUAACGCUGCACAGGAAAUGCACAAAAGACAAAAGAAGAGUAUGGAGAAUGUGUAUAAAGGUUGUUUUGGCCAGACACAUGCUGGGGCCAUAAAAGAGUUACGCUGUGUGUAACAAUUGUUUAUAAAGAGAUGCAGAUAUACAUCCACAUGGAGAUCAAAUGAAAGCCGUUUCCGAAUGGAUAAAACGCCAAUACGAGAAGAAACUUUUGCGUUUACUCCUGAAUUUGUUUCCGCGUGGGCAGGUUGAUACCGCCUUCAGACAGACUUUACAGCGGGGAGUGGUCUGCUCUUCAUCCAAAACUGCGAAGCCGCACCAAUUCCACACGACUGACUUGCUCUUGCCCUAUUCAGCCACAAAAUUAUCGCUGUCUUGGCAAACACCAUGUUUGUUUACAUGGUUGUGUGUGGUAACUGGAGAGCGCUCCCGCAGGAAGAGGGAGCCUAUGGAAAAUAGUUUUGAUGAUUUAAAUUCUUUUAACAUCGUCAUAAUCAAAUAAUCCCGUUUAAAAUCAAUUAAUCAUGCAGCCCUACAAACAACUGUUUCUAAACAGCUGGUCUCUGACUAUUGGGAUGAAGUGUUUGGCAUGAGAAUGAAGCACUGAGUCAUCAAAUCAACAUGGAGGAUCACCCUCAGGUUUUGUUUUUCAUCAACAGUGUAAAAGACAUAUUUUCUUGUCAUGAUAAGUAAUUUCCCUGCUAAUUUAUAUUGUGUAGAGAUAUCAAAUCCAACAGAGUCGUAGUCGGCCUAGUAGCAAAACACUUGUAACAAGCACCAUGAUGUUAAUUGGGUUUCAGUUAAAUCUGACAAUUUCUGUUCUCUCUAAUGAAAUAAUGACAAGAGUUCUUAAGACAUCAUAAAAGUAGGCUGUCAGUGUUAAUAAUAGAGAGUUCAAAAUCAGAUACCCAAGUGCAAAGAACUGAUAAAUAGUAAUGAUAACUUGUCUUAUGAUGUUUUGUAAUGAAACUAUUACAUCAAAAUGAUGACUCUCACAUGCGCAAACAGAAACAGCCUUCACACCUGAACUCUCUGAGGUCGUCUAAUGUCUCUCUGAACAACUAAUGGUGAGAGUUGGAUAUGGAUGUAAGUGAAAGACACCAGUUGGGGGGAUGUAACUUUAGACAAAUGGGUGUCAGACUGUAAAUGCGGUGGGUAACAAGUUGACCAUUCUGUCUGAGAUCAGAUGAGACAAGAUUCUCCAGAGUCAGCACCUGUGAACCUGAAACUCCCUGAAGCUUGGUUGGCGUUUGAUCACGCCAUAGCGAUUGCAAUGAGCUUGAUUAUUUUUCUUUGCAUUUCAUAUGCAAGACAUGUCUCCCCAUCUACUUUAUAUGAGACAUACUGAAGGGAAAAGUAAGUGGUGCAGAUUGAUAGGAAUGUAAGGAAAUGUUGGCAUAAUCUAUCCUCACUGUUUCCAUGGCAAAACUAUAGUUCUUAUUCACUAUCCUUAAAGCAUUAUGGGAACUCUUUGAGUGAAUCAUCUUGGAAUCAAAGGAUGUUUUGAGCAAAUCAAAUGGCAGGUGAGAGAUGUAGAAAUAAUGACCGGAACUCAAAAAUCUUACCUUUAGACCUGAAGCCUACAUAUGGUGACUGUUGUUUACGAUUAAAUCACUCAGGCGCCUGUGUUUCAUAAUAUAUUGAUCUUUUGUUUUCAAAGAGCAGAGCAAGGACAGAGCACCCUUCGUUUUUUAACGUUUUAUCUCCCUGCUCUUCUUUCCUGUGUGCAGAUAACGGGACAUGGACUCAGCUGUGGCUGGUUUCUGAUUACCAUGAACACGGCUCUCUGUUCGACUACCUGAACCGCUACACCGUCACUGUGGAGGGCAUGAUCAAGCUGUCCUUGUCCACAGCCAGCGGCCUCGCUCACCUUCACAUGGAGAUAGUGGGAACGCAAGGUAAAAAAGACACACUCAAAGAAACGUCACAUUCAAGCUAGGGGUUCUUUCUUUCUUUUUCUUCUUCUUUUCUUUUAGAUAAUCUUUUUAUUUGGAUUUCUUUCAAAUCAUGCAACCCUUUUAAAUCUAUUACUUAAAAAAUAGAAACAUGUCUGUAUAAGACAAACCAGAAAUAUAAAAUGAAGACAACAAGGAGCAGAAGGAAGUGGGCAGUCUCUAAUUAAUUAAAGUGCUCGGGAUGCAGAAAAAGGAAGAAAUUAAGUUUAAAUGGAGUCCUUAAAGUGUUGUCAUCGGUUUAAGGAGGCAUUACUUCUUGUUCUAGAUUCAUAUGAGAAAGCUUUUGCUUGAGAUUUGGUCACUUUCAGUGUUUCUAAGAACUGUAUCAAAAUGGUAGGUACAAUAUUGAUGCUGAAGAGCUAAAAGUAGAAAUGUUAGUCUCUACUCCUCCCGGGUGAAUGCACAUCUAUCAGUGACUCAUGCAGAGGGUCUCUACGAGGUCUGUCCCAUCGGGUAGUAGCAGAUUAAGUGACAUUGAAAAUACUGAAAUCGGGGUGUCCAACUGAGUGCCUCAAUAAAGCAGUAGUAAGCAGGUGGCUCCAGGGAGGCAGAGCGUGCAGCUCUAUCAUUUAUUCAAUCCCCCGGAGCAAGGAUUCAGGGUAAACUAGCCCUCUGUGAAAGUGAAUUUUUCAACCCCUGAAAGUUGUCACCGUAGGAAAUAUGUUACCCUCAUCACAGAAUAAUAGAAAUUCAGCAUCAGUGUGACAAAGCAACCCAAUACAAAUGAUCAAAUGUAUUCAUUUGAUCAUCCAACUCUGCAUGAAGCCUUUCAACAUCUUUUUAUCCAACACUGCUUCAGGACGGCCUCAUUUAAAAUGAAUCAAACCUUGCUCUACUUUCGAACGCUGCAUACAGAAUAAUCGCAGUCAACUCCGGCUGCUAUUAAACCCAACAGAAAAAAAAAAAAGAUCCAACUCUCAGUCACUAGUGAGCGGUUUGAAUGAGAUGACAUGAGGGAGCAUUUAGAGAUGUGCUCAAGGUUGGGUCGGUAAAAGGAGAAUUAGACCGAAACAAAUGUCAUCUUUGCCUUUCUGAGUUAAAUGUGAUGUUGAAAGGCUUCCUGUUUAUCAAAAGAUAGAAUUGUUCAUUCUGUUUGAAAUAGUCCCUUAUUAAACCAUAAAAUCACACUAAUUCUGUGUAAAACAUCCCCAAUUCAUCUGUGUAGCCAGCAAGGUUAGAGCGAUCCAGUUCAGUUAUUAAUUUCACUUUAUCAAAGUGUAUCUAGGCACUCUGAUCUCCUCCUAACAGCUCCCUUUUUCUAAAUGUACCCAGUUUACUACAGCUACAUUCAUGCAGCGAGUGUGAAAGAGGAUUUAAGGGUCACAUAUCUGAAGAGGUGUGCAGCAUUGACAAGAAAUGCUGUCUCAGUGUUUGGAAGGAUUUUUUAAAAACUACAAUCAAUAUUUUUUGCAUUCCUCAAAACUUUCUUAAGUUUAUAAUCCACGAGAAAAAAAAGGGGGAGGGAAAUUUUAAAAAAUUUGAUAUGAUCUGAAUGAUGAUCUGAAUGAACUAAGAUCUAUAUGUAUAUUUAUAUGUAUGCACAUAUAUAUUUACUUUUCUUUCUUAAUUUCAUUUAUUUAUUUUUCCUUUGUCCCUUUGUUCUGUAGCAUUAUUCUUUUUACUUUUAUUAGUUAGUUUUAUUAUUUCCAAAUGUUAUCACCUUCACCUUCACAAAUACAUGCACUCAUAUGUAGGCAUUCACACACAAACUCUCUGUCACACACACAAACUCUCUCUCUCACACACAAAGGGGGUGAAGUGUUAUCCUAGCCCCACAAAUAAGUAAACUACGCCUACCAGCACAUGAAAUACAACUAAUACCUGCUCGUCUCUGUCUUGUCUUGUCUCCCCCAUCUGUCUCUUAGUUUGUUGUCCCUCACCUGUCAUGUUCUGUUUUGCAUCACUUAAUUAAAAAUAAAUUUUAAAAAAGUCUAUAUUCCACAGGAACUGUGUUAAGCGGGUGUCAGAUUUUUUUAUUUUUUAUUUUUUUGCAAAAAAUAAUAAACAUACUCUCUAUUGUCAUUUUACACAUUGUUAAAAAAAAAAACAAGAUAUGGAUACGAUUUUAUCCACUUUAUUUCAUAUAAAUGUACUUUUGCCUUACGGCUUGAGAAACCUACUUGUAUAAACCUUUAAUAAGCGGACACUGUCAGGCUCGUCUUGAAAUGUUUGAUGCUUUGCCUGCAGGUAAGCCAGCCAUUGCCCACAGAGACCUCAAGUCAAAGAACAUCCUGGUGAAGAAGAACGGGACCUGCUGUAUCGCUGACCUGGGUCUAGCUGUCCGCCAUGACUCAGCCACCGACACUAUUGACAUCGCUCCAAACCACAGAGUGGGAACCAAAAGGUAAGUCCAUGCCGCACAGACUCACUUUCUUUUUUAACCAAGAAACAGAUUUUUUUAAUCUUUUCUAGAAGUUAUGAUUUAGCGUGGCAAUCCUCAACCAUCUGCAUCUGUAUGCACUGUAGUGCUGGCAGGAGGUAACUGGAACCCUCCAGCUCAAGUGUUUUGGCUGCCUUUCAUAAUGACCUGAGUGUCCUUUUGUAAUAAGCUCAACUCACUGGCGUUGUCACUGUGAAGGAGCAUCGUGGGUAUUUUUUGUAGCACAAGACUGAGUUUGAUAGAGUCAUCACAGAGGAUUGGGUUGUAAACAAAGAAGUCAGGUCUUUAAAAUUUCAGGCUGUCUGCCCUGGCAGUACAGACUCAAAGAGGACACUCAGGAUUGAUCAGGACUUCAUCUCUGAUCACAUCAGGCUUGUCUUUUUUGUCUACCCUGGUUGUGUCAUUGUUGCUCGAACAAACAUUGUUUUCAGGGACAGAUUGAGUAACUCAGGACCUGAGGACUUGAUAGACUUUGAAAUGAACUGUGUCCUGACUGUCCAAACUCUGUUUUCAAGAAACCAAGAAGUGUUCUUUACUUUUUUCUUUUUCUCUUUUCUCCUUUCACCAGCUGAACAAAAGAAAUCAAAACUAAUACUAAAGGAUCAUCCUAAUAUGUCGUGGGUAGUUCCAGUUAUAUCAACACUGUGAUAAAAAGAUGAAGGAUGAGUCAGCAAUAAAUUAAUUUUAUAAACUUAAAAAACAUUACAAGCUCCACUUAUGUUGAUUUGUUCUGUAGCUUUGGCUAAGUUUCCCUCUAUUAACAGAAAUUAAGUCAGCAACAGCUUAAAGAGAUUUUUAAACAGCUUCAAAUUGAUUAAGAAAAUUAAGAAAAUUAGUGCAAACUGUAUUAAAAAACAAUUCUUGCAAUUUACAUAACAUCUUCAGAGAGAUGACAGCAGAAUCAGCAAAGCCCCUUGUUAGCUCACCUCAAGCUACACUGGCAGCUGCUUGUCGUGUUCAAAUUAAUGAGUAAAGCUGCUGAAAUAAAUCUGAAGGUAGUUUUAAUAAAAGCAGAGAGAGUAUUUGUGUUUUAACACAUACAAUCAUGUGUAAGAUUAAAGAGUACCACCGUUAACAUAGGUCCAAAGUAACUCCAUGUCAUGUUUUCAUGAUAUAUCGGUGUGUAGUAAGUGCAAAGUCUUAUUAUUACUGGUUUUCUUUUAAACCACCCAGCUGUGUCUAACUUUAUUCUGAUUUGUCAGAUUGCCUUCAUAACGGAUAUUAAUUUUGAGUAGCAAAAAGAACACCAGGUACAGUCUGAGCACUCAUGUCACUCACCAAAUGCUAAGUAGCCCUGGCCCUGGCUUGACGUUUAAUGGUCAGAAUUUAUCUUGUUACUUUAAUUGUUUCAAAAUUACCAGUUGGAUAGACAACUUAAUGAUAUUUCAGAUAGCUUAGAAAACUGACAAAGACACCAAAAAUUAAAGGAGGGCAUGGACUGGCAGGGUUAUGAGGUUGGUUGAGUGAGAAGUCCAACAGAAAAGUCACAAGGACCUUAUACAGGUGCUGCUAAAACUUCUAAUAGAGGGGGGGAAAAAAAACAAUCUUUACAGUUGACUGUGAAUGAAAAUGUAAGGUUAAAAGGAUUUGUAUCAGUAGAGCAGGAUAAUCUGGAGACUUAAGUGUGAAUGAAAAUGUUGAGCUCAACAUUUAUAUGACCUGUAAGUAUUGUUGCCAUGGGAGUGCUGCCAACUGUCAAGACUGGAAGACUACAUUUAUAGAUGUGCAAAUAUAUCUGUUUUAAACAAGUUGUGAUUUAUUUAUUAACCUAUUUUACAUUUAUAUUUACAGCUUACACUUUUAGAUGUGCUUUAACAUAAGCAAAACACAAACAGUGAAAACAAAUCAAAUAUAGUAAGAACCCAACAGCAGAAGGAUCUCAACAACAAGAAAAUCUAACCAACAUGAUUACGCUGUGAAGCAUCAAAACCCAACAAUAGAACCACAGCAAUACAACAACAGAGCAACAAAAAGUGAGGCAAAGAGGAGCAAGGAUGUAAAACUAUGUAGGCAAUUAAAAGGGAGAGAAACAAUUUAAGAAAAGGACAUUUGAGAGGAACCAGUAACAAGAACAACAGAACAAAAACAAUAGAAGAAGUAAAAACCACAAGUAUGUGAAAGAAAUCAGGGACCAAUUAAGCAGAUAAGACGCUUUAACAUUUAAAAAUCAAAUAUCUACGACAAAUUGAGUUAAGUACAGAAAUAAAUAAUGUAGAACAAAUACAACUAAAAGUAACAAUAUUCAUUAUAAAGCAAUUAGGCUAACAAUUGAAGCAAUGAAUGAAGAGCUGUAAGGGCGGUUAAAUGAAUCGAUCACAAUAAAAGUUCAGGGUAUUAGAGGAAAGCUACUUGAGGAAUAAUAAGAUAUCAGGCUAUAGAGAAAAGCCAAAAAGACAAUAAAAGGCAGAAAAAAAAAUCUUAUCACAAAAAAUCAAGUCUAUAUAAAUGAGUUUACCAGAAAGUAAAAAUGAUUUUGUGACAUAAACAAACAUGUUAGCAUGUGAGACACUACCAAUGCCCCCCUUCAGUAUUUUUCGCAUGAAUAAUAAAACAGCUUUGUCUUAUUUUACGUCCUUUCUUCAGUUUCUCAGUGUCAGCUAGUUCCUCCAUGUUGCUGGUCAUGUGGUAACAAGCAGGAUAAUGAAUAUUUAUCUGGUCGUUCUAGGGUUCUGGGGUUAACGUUGCAACAACACGCAAUCCAAAAUGCUCCUGGUGUGAAAGGACCUCAAGUUGAAAAAAGUUUGCUCAAAGUUACAUUUAAAUGUUUUGAAGUCACCAACUUUUCUUUGGUGCUGCAGUCACAUCUCAAAAACUGAUUCAUCGCUCAUUCCUAUUUUACCUGGCUCAUGAAUGUCCCGACUGCAGGUUGUUUUCAUUGUCACUUUCCUUUGUCUGUGCCUUCUUCCAUUAUGCAGACUUGUCUAGCCGCAGGGCUCGGAGUUUUUCUUUUUCACAUUCAGCCAGGCGCUUCCUCUCUUUUAACACUCUUCCCUAUUUACCUCUACCAACACGGGGACAGAGUUCAUGUGCUCUUGUUUUCUCCCUCUCUUCUUUCUGAUUUCUUUGUGUAAGACUCCUCCGUCCCUUUUCUGUGUGGUGGUUCAAUGCUGCCGGCAUAUCACAGGGCCACUAAAUGAUUCAGUAAGCCCUGGGGUCAGUGCGCACAGACGUUCUGGCCUUGGCUGAAAUUCAUGCUACAUAUUGAUGAUCUGAUCCGAGCACUGUGUGUGUUUUUUGAUGCCAAAACUAACUGCAAAGAAGCAGCCUAACUUCUAUGAACAACUUGUUGUUUGAUGUUAAAUGUGGAAGCUCUGUAACCUUUAGUAUUUGAAGUUGGCUGUUAAUGAACUUUUAAUUAGUGUUCCAAGAAUAGUCCAAUGGGUUCGGUGUUUCUGGACAAAGGCCUUUCUGUAGAUUCCCAGAAUCAAAGUAACCAGACAGAUUGGCUUUUCAAAGUGCUGUCUACUCAUCCAAAGCACAUCGAAAGCUCAGGCAAAUCAAAGUUGUUCACUGUGCCUCUAAAUGGACUGCAUUUGAAUGGACUUGUUUUGUUUUCCAACCACUAAAAGUACUUUUAAGUUCCUUGUCACUCUCAACUUGUCACUCGUACAUCCAAGCUGACAGGACUGCAAUUCAAACUUCCUGUGAACAAACACAAACACAGUCACAUUCAGCUUCGCCUACAGGAGCAAUUUGGGGUUUAGUAUCUUACUCAAAGUGCUCAAGGCCACAGAAACCACAGAUGAAAUCAUUUUUCCUAGAUAAGAAAAACAUCAGCCCUACCACAGAGUCCACAGCUCUCGGUGUUUAAAGCCUCCAAUUCAAAAACAGUCUUUUUGUGAGUGUUUCCUUACUAUUAAUUAGAGAAAAACAUCAAGACUGCACGCUUAUUAAAUCUGCCCAACCUCUUACUCUGUCAGUGGUCCCUCGGGAUUCACCAAGAGUUUCUUUUUUCCCUUUUUUGUUCUUGUAGUGUAAUGGUUUUGCUUCUGAAAACAGAGGGCUUCUAAUCACUAUUUGUACUCAUCUCAUCUCAGCACUCUCUUAAGCCUUGAGUAGGACUUCUUUCAAUUCACUCUUGUAGUCAUCUUAUAAACACGUGCAAACAAAAAAUGUGCUCAUAAGCAAAUUGGAGGUCAGAUCGUUUCUUCUUUUUUUAAAGUGACCUGGUGUUUUAUUCCUGAUCGAAUCAAGAAAGUCUAGGAUGACAGUAUUUUGCAGUUCUAAACCUGACUGUGGACCUUUUUCAUUUGGAGGCUAAAUGAUCACAUUACAAGUCUUUUCUCCCUUGGUUUUAAUUUAAGCUCACUGAGAAGUAAAAUCACAUUUUCAGGAGAGUUCGGAAAAACUAAUUAUGAUUGUUUGCGAACAAAUCUGGAAAAAAUAAAUCAAUAAAAAUUGGUUAUUUCCCCUUGUGGGUCUAAUAUAGGAGUAUCUUCUCUUAUCUUGUAAAUUAUUCAGAUCUGUAUUUAUUUGGAAACUAAUGCAAAUACAACAUACAGUAUAUAGUGUUAAAACUGAAAAUCUUUAUUGCUUUAUGAAAUUAUUUUAAAUUUGAUGCCAGCAACAUUUUUAAAAGUUAGGAUGAUGACACAAAAAAAAUGGAAAAAGUUGUUUAUAAAAGAGAAUAUUAGAAGGGGAGAAUAUCAAGGGAAGUUAUGAUUGGAAGUGGUUCAGCUCUCUGUGAGAGACUGUGAAGGCAAUAACAUUCCUAUCAUCAUCUUCAGCACUGAUUAUGAUUAAAAGAUCUGAAGAAGUCACUGUACAAAAGAGACAAGGACAAGGGAUUUUUUUUUUUUUUUUAAAUCAUGGAUGCCAGAUCUUUGUUUUUCUAAGAGUAGAGGGAUGUUUACAGCGCUUGUUAUUAGUGUUUUUACAAACCCUCUGCUGGCAUUGAUUUGAAAAUUUGUCUUCAUUUUUCACAAAAGUGUAAUUUUUUUGGAUUGGGUUGAAACGAUUUUCAAACCAUCAAAUUCUGUUUUUUUUUUUUUUAAAUCACAUUCUCUCCUAACUUGAACUGUGGUUGUAAUAAAGUGGGCAGAUAAGUAGGCUGGCAAAGCAAGGAGGGAUUUCACCACCCUUGUACUCUCUGGGUUUACUUUUAAAGUGAUGAAAGUACAAUCCAAAGCCACAGGUAUUUGCACUGCUUCUUCAAAUUUGCUCUGGGUGAUGCUGAGGGUAAUGCUGAAGUUGUUCACCUUCUUACUCUUGGCCUUAUUUUCAAUCUUGUAUGAGCGAGAAUUUCUUUUCUCCAACAAAUUCUUGGACCACUGAAUGUCCCCCCCAAGGAUAAACAAAGUAGUCUGAGUCCAAUUCUGAUCAACUUCGGUACAAAAUCAGCAAGACUUCAUUCAUAAAAUGAAAAUUAUUAAACAAGUAAAAGUUUUGUAGUGUUGUGUAGCGGCAAUAAGGCUGCAGACCUUCUGAUCACACAGUAGAGUGUUUAAAGACUAUAGGACACAGUGUGAUCAGGAACAUAUCUUGUUUAUCUAGCUCUAUAAUGGGGCUGUAAAGCAAACUUGAAUGCUUAACCAAAGAUGUUACCUACAAUAGGAGGUAUUUUAGGCAGUGCUUCUGUCCAUUAUCAGCUUCACUUCCAGCUGGGAUCCUCAUCUCCUGUAGUCCACAAAAAUGAAAAACAUAGAAAUUCAAAAUGCAACACAGAAAGGAUUUCAGAUAAAGAAUGAUUAUUUUUCUUUCAGAAAGUCCCACGCUUAAAAAGGAAGGACAUCUGAUCGACUCCCAUCAUACCUUUCUUUGUCAUUACUGCAGUUGAUUCUGUCCAAAUGAUGGAAAUAUUAAUCACAAUCAGUUCAGUAGGAGGAUGACGUGGAUAGUAAUGGGCACACAGUGUAUUGGGAAGUUACUGAAUGAAUAUUCGGUCUGUGUUCAGCUUGGCUUAUCUACAAAUUAAGUACCAUCUCUUACUUUUAGUUAUUGUUGAGUUGUCUUCACAUAAACUAGGAAAACUAAACAAAAGUUAUAAAAGCUCGAUCGCAAAACUUGUGCAGGUUUAGAGACCUUAUGUGAUAGCCUCGACAGACUGAGAAGGAGGGUCUCUUGUACUCUAACUUAAUCAAAGGCUUGAACUGGUUUGUAAAGUGGAUUUUAUGAUCACUUAAGACUUGAGAAGCUUUUAGGAAAAUGCAGUAGUGCCCUGGCUGCUCGUCAAGCCUGACAUCCAAUUCAUUUUCAUCCACCAACGUUUUACUCUCAGCUGAUUGCAGCUGCUUACACACUCAGACUCAUGUUUGUGUUGCUUCUGGUUCAUUUUCAAAAAUCAGCGCGCCCACAUGUCUACUUAAUCUGUGAUGUUACCAUUUAUCUUAGACUAACAUUAUAAUCUCAGUGCUAAAGAGACAAACUGUGCCAUGGUACAAAUACGACCAUAUGCCACAGCAAAUAGUUCUAACAGCUCAUCAUCUUUCCACUCAGGUAUAUGGCGCCAGAGGUCCUGGAUGACUCCAUAAACAUGAAACACUUUGAGUCUUUCAAGCGGGCAGACAUCUACGCCAUGGGCCUGGUCUUCUGGGAGAUAGCCAGCCGCUGCUCCAUGGGAGGUAAGGAUCAAAUGAAGUGCUGUGUGGAGGGAGGCGAAUAAUUAGAUGUAUGGAGAGGAGGUAGACAGAUUAAGAAUGAUGAAGAUAUCUACUCACCAGUCUGUGCAUGGAUGAAGGGACGUAUGAUCAGACGUGCUGAUGCAUAUAUUCUGCCUGUGAGCAUCAGUCCUUCUGAUCAUGAAUCAGACUCGAUUCAAAGCAUUAAACAGCAUUAAUUAAAAACCCAGAGAAUUUUUAACAUAUUUCUUUGGCAGGCAUCCAUGAGGACUACCAGCUGCCCUACUACGACCUGGUUCAGUCGGAUCCAUCAGUGGAAGAGAUGAGGAAGGUGGUUUGUGAGCAGAAGCUUCGGCCCAACAUUCCUAACCGCUGGCAGAGCUGUGAGGUAGGUCAUGUGUCGGUGAUGUAUGGUGUAGUGAUAGGGCCAAUCCAAUUCUGUAUUGGUAUCGGAUUCCAAUCCCAACAUUAUUCAUGGAUCAGAAAUUUCCAAUCCAACCUGCAAGAAUUUCCGAUCCAUAAGUCAUUUCUUUGCUUCAACUUGUCUGCUAAAACGACUGUACAAGUGUUAAUAGACGGUCAGUCUGCUAGCUGGCGGCAAACUGCGCGAUGGAUUUCCUGAACAGAGGCGUCGCAAUAAGAUCUAGGGAUGAGACAUGCCUCAGAUCAGGAAAUCAUACGUACUUAUACUUGCCUGUAAAGUGGAGUUUAUUACAGCCUCACAUGAAAUAAACAAUGAGGAUAAUAAUGCUGGUAAAGCUAACAGAGCUCUGGUAUCGGAAUAGUGUCGGUAUUGGCAGAUAUCCAAAUUCAGUAAUCAAGAUCGAUGUAGAAAAAUGUAGAUCGGUGCGUCCCUAGUUUGGUGUUUACAAGUCUCCCAUUCUUUCUUGCACAAACUCAAGACCAAGCAAGUGUGUUUGUCUUAUUACAGAUACCAUAUUCAGCUGAAAAGUCCAGUCAUUCAUGAUUAUAACAAGCCAGAAAUAAGACGUAAUUGCUUGUAACGAGCUAAGAAAAAAUCAGCCGAUGGGGCAAUCAAGAUCAACUUGUGAGGUGUCUUGAAUAGGUAUCAAUCUCAGAAGAAACACCUUAAAGUUGGUGUAUACGACGCACUUUUCAAACCCUCUUUGUCAUCUUAGAAGUUAGCUGUGGCCCAUACACUGGUUUGACCCGGAUGAACUCAUACAAAAUGCAGAGAGAAGCAUUCCAGUGUGUUACCACAGUUUACCCUGAGGAUUGUGCUCGAAAAGGCAAGCAGCUGCUUCAAUGAGCAAAGCAUGCUGAAUUCACAGCAAGGCAAAUUUGUUUAGCAGCUUCACUUCCUAACACUUAACUCCCUCACUGGGUCAUGCACAUGCUCCAGACACCAGUGCUGCACUGAUAAGCAAAUAAACCUUUUGGAAGCAUUGAAUAACAACCCCAAAGGGUGAAACGAGAAAUUACGUUUUGACGAUAUCAGACUUUUCUAACUUUGUCACCCAGAAUAAUACAAAUGAACUUAUUGUGAUUGACUGUGUCAUUGUUAUUGAUUACACAAUCAUUUCAGUCAUUACCAUUUUCUGUUCUUAAACUAAUCCAAUCAAUCAAUCAGAAAUUGAUAUUGGUGUUUAAAUCUAAGGUGUUUCUCUCUUUUAACACUUUGAACUCCUUACUUUAGUUUGAUUAUCAAGUUUAGACUCGCUGCACUGUUCCUGCUGAUCUCACAUAUUUUGUGUGGCCACUAUAGUAGUGAUUAUUUUCUUAUUUCUUAUUUUAUGGCGUAGGGUGGGAGUGAGGGAGUGGGUCCUGCCCCUGGUGUCCUUAUACCUAAGAAACGCUCCUGGACAGGCACCAAACAGUUCACUGCUUUUUCAGCCCCAUCUCCAAGGUUUAUAGAUAAUCAUUGCUAGAAACGUCUUGCAAAAUUCGCCUUGUCAGGUACAAGAAAAAAACAAGGAGCUGUAAAUGGUUGCCUUGUUAUUGGUGAAUUACGUCUCAAAUAGCUCUCUCCAAACAGCCAAGCCUCUUUGGCUAGCUCCCUUGAUAAUACAUUUGAGUCUUCCGAUGGCAAAAUGCACAGACCUGCUGGUGCUGGUGAUGUAGUAUGCACACAUGGCUGUUGUAGACCAGAAUCAGGAUCAGCGCAUCCUUAGAAGAGGGUAGCCCUAGUUUAGGCAAAUUUUGGAGCAGAGGAUCAUUCAAAUCUCACACCUGUCAAUGCUGCUAUAAGCUUAGCUUAAAUUCUGUUUGCCAGCAGGAUCAGUUCUGACAGGUGCUGCAAAAAAGAGCUGCACAGCUCCCGAGUAACAGCACCUUGCUGAACACAAUGGAAAUAUUCAGGCAGGAACACAGUUGAAUUUUCCUCUCAGCGCCCCCCAAAAUAGACUGCAAUAUACAUACUGCUGUUACUUUAUGCCAGAUUCAUGUUGGAUUUUUCUUACCCCACCAACAGAUAUUUUUUUGCCUCAUUAAACGCAGUUGAAGUUCAAUCUUACUUUUCAUGUCUUGAGAUUAGGAUGUUUAUCCAAACUUGUCAGGUGAAUGUAGCUCAUACUAAGUCUAAUAAGAUUUGUGUCUUCCAGAAAUACAUCAAAAAUUUGAAUUUUUAAAGAUAAAAUGAAACCAUGUGACAUUAUCAAAACAGCACUCUUUCAACAACAAAGAUUAAGGGCAUCUGUAAAGAGAAACAAGAACUUUUUGAUGCAGGAAUGCUGUGUAAGGUUUCGUGGGUAAAUCGCUAAAAUGCACAAUGUAACAGAUCGGACAAAAUUCAUAGAAAUAUGUGAAAAAAAGAUUUGAGUGGUGAUCCUCGAAGUUGACUCCAGUGAUGUCUUGUGCUGAUGAGGUUUGUCCGGUCUUUCUCCAACUCAAGGAGUCCUUGUCAGUAAUACUGCUUAAUUAUUUGGUACUCACUCACACACACAUGCACACACAAAUGGAGGCCGACUUCUUUUCCCACAGUCCCCAGAGAGGAAAUAUCCACUCAGCUGGUGAGAGGAGAGAGUGUGUGUAUGCGUGUGCGAGUUGUUUCCAUGCAGUCUCUGGUUUCAGUGUGAACAGUGUUGUACACACAGACUCUGGCACACACUCACUCACUUGUGGUAUCGGUUUGUUUACCGCAUUGGGAGUCAUUACAGUUUAAUUUGAGCUGAUUCAGUUAAAUUUAAGCCACUGCACUGUGUGAAGACACAGAGGAGUCCAUCAGAUGGAAAGUAACUGCCGAUUCGUUGAAUUUACCAUCCCGCCAAACCUUAUUGUUCUAAGUGAAGUUGCUUAAUUAUAGAUCUAACUCCAUUCCUUCACUUUGUGAGGGUCACAAUAGACUGCAAAGUCUCUACCUCUCAGUUGCUCAAAACAGGUUUUUUUAUUCAACACAGCCUUGUCAUAAGGAGCCAACUUUGCCACCCACACACACUGUGUAAAGCUGGAUUUGAAUUCACAUCACAUAAUAUCAGAACUCGUACACCGUUGCAUAUUUUGACCUCUACCACCCUUUUGUCUGGCAGCCUACAGAGAACUGUGAUGUUUGUGAUUUGGACUGAAUCUGGCUUUUCUUUGAACAGUAAAAAUUCUUGAUUGUUUUUUUAUAUCUUUUAUACACAAGUGUAUACUGGUGUGUGUCAACAUAUUCAAGUGUCCACUCUCCAGUCUGAAGGAGAUCUUGCCCACCAACAUGGACAAACAUAGCCUUUCAAAAAACCAUAGGCAUUGAUUGAUUUAGUUUCUCUCUGCUCAGUGAGUGAAGAAUCAUCCUCACCUUGUGUUUUAAUCAAACACAGAAGACUUUUCUUCCUCUGAAACUUUGAUCAGGCCAGUCUCUGAGAAAUGCUGGAACAUCCUUUCUCCUCUCUCAAUAGAGGGCUGCUGUUCAGGGUUCACUUUCCUUUUACUAGCUUUUCAGUUUUGUGGCUCUUUAAAGUUUAAUGCUGUAGUUUGAAAGUUAUUGAUCGGGGAUGCAGCAGAAUAUGAAAACGUCAUUGAUGUGUUUUUUCCUGCUCAAUCUUUUUUUUUUUUUUUCCAGAACCAUUAUUAUAAUCAAUAUUUCAAUUCGAUGUUUAUGUGAAAAGCUGAUUAAUUAGGUAUCAUAAGUUUCCCUCGCUGAUCAAAAAUAAUAGAAACAGCAGAAGUCUAUUUUAAAGGCACUUUACUGAUAUGUAUACAAGUACUAGCAAACUCGAGUUUUCUGAACACAGAGAUGAAGAUACUGUUGUGGCGCGCAGAUGGCCUAGCGGGUUAGAGCGCCCCACUAAUGGGGACCACGAUCCCCGCAGCGGUCACAGGUUUGAGUCCGGCCCCUGACCAUGUGCUGCAUGUCCUCCCCUUCUCCUCAACCUCCAACCUGUCCUAUCAAUAAAGGCAAAACCAGCCAAAAUAAUACUUGAAAAAAAAAGUUUGAUAAUCUCAUUCGAAAAAAAAAAGAAGACACUGUUUCCAGGUCAUCAUUAAACUCCAGCCAAUUGUUGCUCAUGGUGAUCCACUUUGAAAAACUUGCACAACUUGAUGUUAAACUAUGAAACAAAAAUUGAAAAGUAAAAUUGAAGUCAGGGAAUCAGGUCUUGCAUUUCAGUGAUAAUAACACUUUUUUGUUGUUUUUUUAUUCCCUCUGCUUUGAGCUAGGGUUGUCAGGAUUUUUAUUUUAACAUGAGAACAGCAAAAAUAUUUAACUUUAGCGAAACAAGCUCCUGGUCUUUUGUUACCCUUGAUUUGUUGUCUUCACACAGAGCCGAUACAAAAAGACCAACAGCUGAUGAACUGAUAACGGUCAUAAAAGGCAGAAUACAUAAACAAAAAAAGUCAUUCCUCUGAAUUAGACAGCAUACUGUUUGUUUAUACUCUCAGCUUUACUUGCUAAUAUUUUUUAGGUUUCCGUUAACAAGCCAAGACUAAUAGAAAAACUCAAGGACCAGUUGACACCACAUCACAUUAUCUCUGCCUUCAACAGGAAGGUCACACGUCUGUUUUCUGUGGUAAAUGCCAUCAGUUUAUACCAACCUAUGAAAAGGAAGAAUAAAGAGGGAGCAGUGUAGAUGCUGCAGUGGAGGGGGAGCAUUGAGACACAGAGGACAAGCAGAAGGAGCUACAUCUUCAUCUGCAGAAAGGCAAAACCCAGCGUCUUUCUAAGCAAAAGGAUGAGUGACUGCCUUUGAUAAUUGUACAGAGGGAUGGCGAAAUUAUUUUCUAUUUUUGCACUUAAAGCAGAAUCCAAAUCUUAAUUUUAUUGCAAUUCUUUUCCAGAUUAUUUCCGAGACUGUUUUGCAACUUACUGGCCAGCACACCAAACAAAUUUCACUGUUUUUAAAAAAAGUAAGAAUAUGUGCUUUUUAGGUAAGAGUACCUUUUUCAGAUUCAAUCCCAGUGAGCACUCAAGUCAACUUCUGCCAAGCAUAAUGGACAUGAAACAAGAAUGCUGACAUGGAUGAGACAUCUAAUGCACUCAGUUUUGGACUUAUUUGCUUAAUUCAAAAGUUAAUGUUGGCUUCAAAAGGAUAAACACAGCAACUCUCUGGAUAAGUGCACUAUAGCUGCAUAACAGCAAAGCGAUCAUAUCAGUCCAUUCACUUUGUUUCUGAGGAACCACUCAAUGUGUAAGUGUCUAUCUUGGUAAUAGAUGUCUGGUGCUUCCUGCAUGAAUUUCCCUCUAUAGUAAGUUUUAAAGUGAUACUAUUCAUGCAGUGAUGUAAAGAUACUUUUAGAAACAGAAAGAGGUUGUCUAAAUCUAACUCAAGGGGGGGAAGGAAAUCAUCGAAUUAUGGAGCAAAGUCAAGCCCCUUCAUAACCAUACCGCACAGUACCCAUGCAGGCUAAACCUGCUUCGUGGUGGAUUCACUUCUCUCUAAGCAAAAAAACAAGAAUUCAAAUAUAAUCUGAAUAAAAAGUAAAAUUAUUGAAAUUUGAAUUAGUUUAAAAUGAUGUUUAAGAGAGAGCAUUUUAAACUUUGGGUUUACAAUCUUUGCUGAUCACUACAUGUGCGUAACCUAAUAUCCAUAAGCACAGGAUGUGCCUCUUCGCUGCUAUGAGAGGAUACACAAUGCACACAGCUUAUCACAACACACUGGGGACUCACUUACUUCAUAUUCUCAUACUCAGCCUUAUAAUGCUAUGUAUUCACUCAGUGUGGUGGACAUUAGCCCGUGGCCUGCAUCGUAACACUGUCUCUGUGCAUUAAAAAGCAAUGUUGAAGUUCAAGGGGGCUCAAGGUGGCUGCUUGGGAAACAGUUGCACAGAAUCUGUAUAUGCUGACGAUGUAUUGAUAUUCAUGUCUAACCCCUCUGUCUCAGUUAACCAUCUAAUGAGAAAAAUCACAGAUUUCAGUGCUUUUUCUGGAUAUCAAAUAAAUCUUUCAAAAUAUAUAGCUAUGCGUUCAGGUGGUUAACCUCAGGUUGCCCUUGCCAUUUUACUUUCAAAUUGUCCUAAACAAGAUUUGUGUAUUAAGGAAUAUUUAUAGCUAUUUACCCAUAAAAGUGAUCUGGGAGUUCUGGAUUUCCUAGACCUUGAAAAAUAUUGGCCAAAUGCACUUAAACAAUAUGUGACAGAAGGGGUUCAUGAUCCUCACUGCCUAAGUCUCCUCUUUCAAAUUUGCUUUUUCUGGCAAACUCAAAGUCAAAAAAGGAUCAUUAUGGAAAUUUAGAAACAACUAAUACAGCUGUGAGGGCAGUGCAACAUAUAGAAGAAGAAGAAAAAGGAGAACUUUGUUGAUCCCCAAAGGGAAAUUCAAAGAAGGACAGGGUUGACAUCCACUCAUACUCCAACUGUUAAUAAUCCUGACUUUCAACCAAGUAUCUUGGACUUCCUUCCUUCGGGGAUCUCUUUGAAGGUGGGGUCAUGAUAACCUUUAACCAAAUUUUGAAAAAAUAGGAUACACAAAGAAAUGAUCUUUUCCACUACUUUUAAAAAAAGAGGCUAUAAAGUAGACUUAAUCAUUAAAUAGUGAAGUAUUUUAUGGAACUAUUCCCCUGCCAGCUUCCAGAAAAUCAUGCUGACCUGGGAGAGGGGAAAACAUAUCAAUCUGCAACCGAACUAGAGCAAUGCAACUUAGAUCAGCUCGUUAUCAAGCUCUGUAAUGGCUUAAUAACAAGCUGAUCAUUUGAAUCAGGUGUGUUGGAGCAGGGAAACAUCCAAAACAUGCAGGACAGUGGGCCUCGAGGACUGGACUUGAGAACCACUGACUUCGAUGACUCUACAGAGUACACUUCUCAUCUAAGCACCUCUCAAAGCUUAACCCUACAAUCUCCUCUCUGUUUCCUUAAUGCAAAAUACAUACUGGCAGUAUAGCCCUACAGAGGGAAAUAGAAAGUAUAGGUUUGUAAUUUUUGUAAUAUUUAAUGUUCAAUGUUUGUACAAAGAGGGGAAAGUUUAGUGGAGUCAAAUUUCUUGUAUGUGCACACAUACUUAGCCAAUAAAGUUGAUUCUGAUUUGAAUAAGUUUGUUCAAAACAGCAAAAGGUCUCCACUGAUACUCCUGAUGAACUGUAGACUGUUUUGGGCCUCUUCAGUCCCGUUGAGGAAGCAGCAACAUCUUGACAGACAGACACUGAGACUGAACACUCACUCACAGACGUGUUGACUCAUACACACCAGAUGCUGUUCAGUGCCGCGCAAAGGGAGACAUGAAGAAAUUAAUGUAAACUCAGGAGGCUGUAUCUGGUACUCAAAGUGUUUUCAGUUAGACAAGAGGAAAGACUGUCCGGGUAAAAUGUGUGAUUCGACCGAAUUUCUCGGAAGAGAUCAAAUCCACGGGGGCAACGUUUCCCUGGAUAUCUGACAGAGAGAAAAUUCAUCCGUCUUCUCGUAAGGGUUAUAAACUGUUAGAAAGCAAUAGUGUCGGGAAGUGGCUGACAGCAGAAAAACACUUUUACAAGUUCCAGUACUAAGAGAAGUGAAGUCUGUUAGAUCGGAGUUUUGUAGGAGUUGGAGUGUGGAAUAGAUUUUUAAAAAUUAGACAAUGAAAAAUGAUAAAGAGAUUCAGAGUUGAUAAAAAGAAGCAUGUUCAAAGAGACUUUUUCAUACAAGUAGUUUUUAUUUUAAUUACUUCAAACACGGAUUUACAAAACUACUUUAAUAACCAAGCAAAGUAAAUAUUGUAUGAGGCACUUAGUGCAGCCCAGCGUAUUUGACAAAGAUAAUCUUCUUACAUGAGUCUUGCAAUUUCAGGAUCAUUUUCACACGGUUGGGUGCGAGUCAUUUUGUGUAAGUGUCAGCUGAAUAAAGUUGUAUUGCAAUAUUUUGUGUUGAUACCCCAUGUAUUAAAGAUCACUUUCCAGUCAGUACAAGGCAACACUCUUUCAGCAGCGGUCCAAGAAUGAGAGGUUGUUGAAAUGACUUUGUAAAAUUAAACAUUAAUGCAGACUGGCACUGUUUCCAAACAGUUCAGUUCUGGGACAUUGCUUGGCCUGUUGUGCAGCCAAGCUAAAACAGCUGCUAUUUCACAACCAUUGUUUCCGGUCUCACAGCACUCAUUAUGGGAACUGCUGAGAUUCCUUUGAAAAAUGACUCACUGAUCUCAAACGGUAGGCAGGAUUUGCUGACCAGACACACAUUAUGAGACUGUAUAAUCUAGGUUCCAGGAAAGAUGAAAACAUCAGGCACUGUAAGGCUUUUAGAGUACAGCAGAACAGCUGAGAGACUGUGCUUAUCAUGCCGAAGGAGGCUACUUGACUUCUGCAGAAUCACAAAUUCCCAGAUGGAGGAUAACGCCAAGUUAGUAAUGAGACAAAUUUGUUCUGUGGACAUUGAAAAAGCAGCUGCUGUCCCAUUACAAGCUUAUCAGCAUCAAGAUUAUGUGUGAAUUCAGUUCAGUGAAACCUGGGCAACAGUUUGAUAUCGGAAAGACAAAUGAGAUUAAAGGGAUUCAAACAACGACAAAUGCAAGAAGUUGGACUCCUGUGAAACAUUACAAAAACAGGAUUUGAUGGUGUAUGGAUCAUAACCACUACAUUUAGUUUAAAAUUCUACAAAACAUCAGAAAUUAGGGAUAGACUGGUUAAUCUGUUGGCAGACUAAUUAGAGUGAUUAUUGGCGUUAUCUGCAUCAUCAUAUUGGUAUCAGCCCCCCAAAGCAUCUUCUCUAAAUUAUAAUCCAUUUUUCUUAUCCUCCUUUAACAGCAUUUCACAUCUAAAACGGUAAUUGACUGCUGUUUUAAUAUUGUGCUGUACUGUAAGAAUAAGUAUUGACAAUAUCAACCAUAUUUAACAAUUUACAUAGUAGCAUAACUCAAUAUCUGCGUCUUUUCAUCGAUUUAUUAAGAAUCCCCUCAAAACAUGUUACAGGCUAACGCUGCGUUUCAGCUACAUCAGAAGUCACAUGUCGGAGCUGGGUAUGACGUUACACCCGAAUUGACGGCGUUCCAGUAAACAAGUCGGAAAACUAAGAUGGACGCCUACUGUUAGCUGUUAUUAGCAAUUGUCAUCUGUCGUUAGCGUUGUCAGUUGUUGUUAGCGGUUGUUAGUUGUUGUUAGCUAUACCAGUUGUAAACAACGUAUAAUACAGUAUUUUACUCAAACACAAUAGCAGCACGUUCACAGUAAAACGCUGCGCAGUACUACAUAUAUCACUUAUUUUAUUUCACAAAAAUAAAACAGAAGUGCUCAUAAAUAAUGCUUUACAAGAGCUUUCAAGAGCAAUACAAGGACUUUCCACGUCGGAAAUCCGGCUUCAGGGGGGUGUUCCAGAUGAAUUUCCUACUCCGAACUUGGAAAUCCCGACUUCCGAGUACAACUGGAACGCAGCGUAAGACUGCAUUAUAAUAUUAUAUAUUGUCAAUAGGUGUUAGUAUGAAUGGAAUAUGAAUACAUGGCUUCCUCUUUACAUUUCACGUUACAAGAAUAAACAUUUUAAGUUGAAUGAGAAGACAAGACAAGGAAAGUUGAUUCAGAAAGCAACAUUGAUACACAGAGCAAUUCGAAAUGCUGUGAAAACCACACAUAUGACACAACCUCCAGAUUUGUUCCAGCGGUUCUGGUUAGUUCUGUUAUUUGAAAACAGGAAUUGAAAGUGCCUGACUACACAGAAAAUCAUUUCCCACACAUCCACAUCUGUUUUUUUAUUAUGUAGAGCAUCAUAUCAGUGAAACUCCCAAGGCAUCAUGUUAUAAUUAAGCCGUAUUAACUUUUGUCAUCUCUCUCUCUCUCUCUCUCUCUUGCAGGCCUUGCGGGUGAUGGCCAAGAUAAUGAGGGAGUGUUGGUAUGCUAACAGUGCUGCCCGACUCACCGCCCUGCGAAUCAAGAAAACGCUGUCUCAGCUCAGCCAACAGGAAGGGAUCAAGAUGUAG
Messenger RNA from Xyrichtys novacula (pearly razorfish), 74929 nucleotides. The record is from the annotation of a GenBank genome assembly. Lineage: Eukaryota; Metazoa; Chordata; Actinopteri; Labriformes; Labridae.